AUGUCAGAUAAAGCAAGUUCCUGUGAUUCAUCUGAUUUCUCUGAUGGUUAUCCAACAACAACAACAAUUAGUACAGUUGCAUUACAAGCUGGUAAUGCACGUAUUGUACUUGCUGUAUUACGUUGUGGAAGUUGGAUACGUGUUCGAAUUCAACGUAUGGAGCCAGAUCUUUAUGAUAUUGGUGGAAAUGCUGAUGAAGCUCGUUCAUUACAUGAAAUACAUCAACAUUUAUGUACCAAAUUAGCGUCGAAACAAGAACAAAUAUCAGAACUUUUAUCAAAAGCUGAUGAUUUGGUCACACAACAAACUUCAGAUAACCAAAGUCAAGUAUAUGCAGCAAUGGCUGAAUCGUUAAAUCGUGCUUGGCGAGAUUUACUGGGUAUAUUAACUCAACGUGGAAGAUUAUUAGAUUUAGCUAUGGAAUGCUUUAAUUCAGCUGACAAUGUAAUUCAACAAGCUGAAAGAGUUGAACACUUAUGCAUUACUGGUAGUUGGGGUCAUGAUAUCAGUUCGGUUCGUCGUUUAAUUGAAGAACAUGAAAAUUUAAAGCGUACUGGUUUACUAGAACCAUCUCAUAAUCUCCUGAAUUCAGCUAAUAAUUUAUUAGAAUUACUUGGUCGUAUGUCAAGUCAAACUGGCAGUUCAUCAUCUACAUCAAACACCGGUCCUAGACAUGCAAGUGUUGAAGCACGUGAACAUGUAGCUGCAAUUACAUCAAAAGCUGGAAUGACUAGAAGACAUGCAGAAGAUAUUUGGAAUCGUCGUGAUAAUCUACUUCAUUUAAGGUUAACUGUUGUCACUAUGGAAGCAGAAUUGGAACGUAUUGUUGAUUGGUUUGUAAAGACUGGUGAACCUCGUUUUUCAGACAUACAAGUUGGAACAAGUUUAUCGGAAUGUCAAACUAAUUUAGAUAGACUAAUGACAUUAACGGAUGAAGUACGUGAUUUACAAAGUGCUCAUUCACAUUUAACUCAAAAUCUUCAUCAAGCAACAACUACCGAUUCUUGGCGUAGAAAACGUGAAAAAAGUGUAUCUGAAAUAUUACGUGCACAAGAACAAGAAUUAGGAAUCCAUUCUACAUCAUUAAGUAUGGAUGUAGAUAAUGAAAAUGAAUUAAAAAGUAUUCAUGAUUCUGAUACAUGGCGUGUUACACAUGGUGCAUAUUCUGAAUUAAUUACACGAUUAAGAACUACAGAAUCUUAUAUCUGGGAAUUUUUAGAUCGAAUUGAAAAUCGAAGACGUCAAUUGCAUACUAGUGUGAUUUAUUAUAGUGAAAUCAAUGUGUUACUUAGCCAAAUCUAUCAACUUGAAUCCGAUAUGAAAAGAACAAGAGAUCUUCAGCAAACUGGAUUAGAGGAAAUUUAUUAUAAUAAAUUAACUGAUCUAGAAGUACGAGUACCUGGAUUAAAACAAACAAUGAAUGAGUUAAGAACAAGUUAUAAUGAAAAAAUUAAACCAUCUAAUUUAAGAUCACAACUUGGUGUGACAACAAAAUCUUACAUUGAUGAAUCGGAUCUCACUACAAUAGCAGCAGCUUCAGUUACUGGUAAAAUGCGUGAAGUUGAAGAAGGCAUUAGUAGAUGCCGAGAUCUGCUAAAUCAACAUAAAGAAUUAAAUAUCAAAGUACAAAAACGUGAAGAAACAGAAUUUCGGUUGAAUGAACUGAGCAUGUGGUUAAGUCAAAGGAUUCAUCGUUCGCUUGUGGAAUAUGGAAGGUAUGGAACGACAGUUGAACAAGUAGCAGAUUUUGAAGACGUACAUCGUCGUCUUCAACGUGAGCUGCAAUCUAGAGAACCUGAGUUAGAAGAAUUAAGAAUUGCGAUUAGUCGACUAUCUCCACCUGCUGGUAGAUCAAGCUCACAGGAUCGUUUAAAUGAACUAUCAUCUUGUUGGACACGUUAUAGACAAAUAAUUCAAUUACGAUUAGAAUUAGCUAAUCAAUUUUCUUCUUUACUAAAGGAUAUACGUGAGAAUGAUACUCAUUUUAAUUCAAUAAUUCAAAAAAUGAAUGAAGCUGAUCAUAUAAAAUUAACAACAACGAAUUUAGAUUUUCAGCCAAGUUGGACAAUUGGUACUGCCGAUACACAACAAAUAGCUGAACGAAUUCGACGUGAAUUAAAUAGGAUUACAAGUAGUUUAGAAGAAGAACAAAUAAUCAUUCGUCAAUUUAUCAAUCAUAUUACUCAAAGAGCUGAUCAAGAUUUGCAAAUAACUGAAACAGUUCAUUUUUGUCAAGUUCAAUUAGAAUUGAAUAAUAAACGUUUAAAUCAAUUACGUGAUUCAUGGGAUAAUUGUCAACAAUUAUGGGAUCAAUAUAAACUUGCUCAAGAACAAUGGAAUAUAUUUACAGAAACAGCUCAUCGUUUGGAUGAAUCGAUAACAUCAUCACUUUCACGUAUGUCCAGAACACCAUUACCAAGUCAACCACAUGAACUUGCAGAAGCUUUAAGGAUUCAUCAUAAUGAACGCAAUGAAAUCGAUCAUUUAACAUUGAAUUUAAAAACAGAAGCUCAACAAUUAGGCUCUAUGAUUGGUGCACAACCGGAUGAUCAUGACUAUAAUAAUCAAAGCUGGAGAUUUAUUGAAGUUCCGAAUAAAUUCACUUCUGGUCUACCAUUAUCAACUAUGGGAAAACGUUUACGUUCAGAAAUGUGUUUACGUUUAGCUGGUUUAGAAACAAGAUGGAAGGCAUGGGAUAAAGUAUGGACAUCAAGAAGUAUACAAUUGGAACGACGUGGAACACAUUUUGGACAGUUAACAACUAUUGAGGAGAUAGAAGCAGAAAUUAUUUCAGCUGAAAGGAAAUUACAACAGAUUAUGGGAAUGGUUUCAUUAACUGCACCAUUAUCACAAGUUCAAAUUGCUGAUAGAGAUCUUAGUCAAAUUGAGGCUACGAUACCAGUUUUACAUAGUCGAAUACGUUCUAGUGCACCUGAUAUAAAAUUACAAUUAAUUCAAGGUGAACCAUCACCAACAGAAUAUACUGGAACAAAUAUUGAUUUGUUAAAUGUUUCAAAACGUCAUGAACAACUUGAAACACGUUUAACAACAUUCACACAAGAAACUGUACGAUGUCGUACUGAAAUUAAUUUAACUCUACGCUUAUUAAAUGCAGUAGAUACAGCCCAGAAAGCUUUAUCACAGAUAACAUUUAAUUUAAAUCGUGUUAAAAAUCAACUACCAGAAAUUUCUUCAGAAAAUCGUUAUCAGAUUGAAGAGAUACGUUUUGAUAUAUCAGAACAAAUUAAUAGAGGACGAGUACUAGCUGAUACACAUAUACCAGUCUUGGAACAAUUAUCUAUUCAAUAUCCACGUCCUAUGGAAGCAAAACAAUUUAUCCAACCUAUUGUAAAUGAGUUUCAAUCGUCUAUUAAUAAUUUAAAUCAAUUAUCAGAUGAAAUUCGUAUAAGAACAGAACAAUCUAUUAAUUUACAACGUUUACAACCUACACAUGUAUAUGAUGAUCAAAUGAAAGCCACUACACUUACAAUGCCAAUAAAAGCGAAACCACCAAUAAUUAUUAAACCAUUAGAAAAUAUAACUAUAGAAGAAGGUAAAAAGAUAAUUAUGGAGACAAUAUUUGAUUCUGGUCUUCCACCAGAUGCUAACCCGUAUGAUACUAAUCAAUUACAAGUAACUUGGUACAAAGAUGGAAUACCUGUAGUUACUCCAGACUAUGAAAUCAAUUUAACAGAGAACACAGCAAGUUUGAAAAUAGCUGAAACUUUAAAUGAAGAUAAUGCUAUAUUCACAUGUUAUAUUAGUACACCAUAUGGUAAAGCUGAGACAAAAUGUACGUUAACAAUCAUAGAUACAAUAAGUCCAAUACCAGUCAAUGAAAGUUUAGUUCAACCUACUAGAAAUGUACGAGAACAAAAACCUACUCGUGAACUUGGUGAUCCACCUGAAUUUAUCAAACAUCUGAAAUCUAUGUGUAUAGAUGAAACUAGUGAAUUGGUAUUAGAUUGUCAAGCAGUUGGUUUACCUGUACCAAUUUUAUCAUGGUAUAGAAAUGGUCAAUUAAUUGAUCAAAAUCCUGAUUUUAAAAUUACUCAAUUAGCUGGAUCAGGAAUAUUAAGGAUUCCACAAUGUCGAAUGAUGAAUCAUUCUGGAUUAUAUUUAUGUCGUGCUACUAAUCCUUAUGGAGAAUGUUCAACCACUUGUCAAGUGGAUAUAAAUCCAGCUAAACCACCAAUAAUUAUUCAACCAUUACAAAAUGUUAAUCUUAAAGUUGGUGAUAGAUGUAAAUUAACUGUUCAGUAUAAGAGUGAACUUCCAGUUGAAGUAGAAUGGUAUCAUAAUGAUGUGCCAAUUCAAGGAGAGGUGGGUCGUCGACGUAUUACAAUGGAAUUAAAUAAUAUGAUCAGUUUACAUCUUCUUAUGGUUUCUGAUUUAGAAGACGGAAAGUAUACUUGUACAGUUCGUAAUGCAGCAGGCUCAGCUACUACAUAUUGUAAUGUUACUGUUCAACCAAUAGAUACAAGAGAAUCUUUAUUACCGUCACAAGUGACACUACGACCAACAGCUCCACGACGUAGAAGGGAUUUACAGUCUGAUUUACAUGAAGUAUUUGAACCAGUUAAAAUACCACGAAUAGUUCAAUCACCUACUAGAGUCACAGAAGAACAAGUGAUUCCAGUUAGUGCAGUUAAAGGAGCCUAUCCAAAAUAUACUCAAAGAGCUGUUUCAGUACCGCCUACAACAACAGCCUCUGUACCUUUAAGAAUACAAACAAAUGCCACAGGAGUACGUCCAGUAUCAGAUUAUGGCAGACCACCACAGUUUAUUCUACCACUACAAAAUGCUGGAGUGAAUGAAUCGGAAAAAAUCAAAUUAGAAUGUCAAAUUACUGGGAUUCCUGCACCGCAGGUUACUUGGCUUAAAAAUGGUAAUCCAUUACCUAGAUCUAAUUCAUAUAUAACUAAAGAGAUUGGACAAUAUCACUGUCUAAUCUUUUAUGAUGUAUUUCUUGAUGAUCAAGGUGAAUAUACAUGUGUUGCUGAAAAUUCAUAUGGAAAAGCAUUUAGUUCAUGUAGAAUGGAUGUUGAACCGAUUUGUGAAGAUGAACAACCAACUGAUAGUGAACCGACAUUAGUAAAACCAUUACCGCCAAGUUUAUCUGUUGUAGAGGGUGGAUCAGUGGAAUUAACAUGUCAAUUCACUGGAAGGCCACUACCUUCCAUAGUAUGGCUUAAAGAUGGUAAACAACCACAAUCCUCAACCAAUUUUCAGACAUUUCAAGAUUCUGGUUUUGCACGUCUUUAUAUACCAAAAGUCGAAAAAGAUAAAACUGGUGUAUAUGAAGCUGUAGCAACAAAUCCAUUAGGUAGUUGUUCUACCACUGUAUAUAUGGAAAUACUUCCAUCUAUAAGAACAUCUAUUGAUUUAUUGCCAACAAUUUCACCAGUGAUGAGUGGAAGUUCACCGGAAUUUACACGAAUAUUUAAAGACGUUUAUAUUGAAUCAGAACGUUUAGAAGAAGUGGUACUUGAAUGUUCAGUAGUUGGUGUUCCAACACCAGUAGUGUAUUGGACACAUAAUGGAAUAAUUAUCAGACUAGAUGAUCAACGUUAUACUAUUGGCCAAGGACCUGGUCCAAAUGAUCAUUGUUUAAUUAUUCGACGACCAGGACCAGAAUCAGCAGGUCGUUAUCAAGCUAUAGCUGAAAAUCUCCAUGGAAGAGUUACUUGUUCAGCAUUUAUAAGUCCUGUUGGUUAUAGUCAAACAAUAAUUAAAAGACCUCCAUCAACGAUGAGUUUAACAAGGCAUACAGUUACACGACAAAUAUGUCCACGUGAAACAUCGUUACCACCAUCACCAGCAAGUACUGCUCCAAUUAUUUCACCACAAUCAUUUGCUACAGUUCAAUUACCUUUAUCACCAGUACGAUUUCAAAGAGAAACAUCAGCUCCACCAUCACAAUACUACUUGACAAGACAUCAUUUACAAAUAAGACCAAGACAGCCAACACCACCAAUUCAACUAACCUUUGCAUUACCACGCAAAGAACAAUCAUUAAGUCGAACAGAGAUAAUACGACCUAUUGACAGUCAAUUAAAAUUACAAGGACAAGUAAAACAUUAUAGUAGUACACAACAUUUAUAUAAAAAACAAAUUACACCAAUUGUACCAAAUAUUGAAACACGUUAUUCACGACGUGUUGCUAGUCAACCACGUCUUUCACCAGGUUAUUCAUCAGAAGAAGAACAUGAACAUAGUAUGUCCGUUGUACCAAUGGUACGUCAUUAUAAAACACGUAUGGAAAGAAAUCUAGUAAGUAGACCAUAUAUCAUGUCUGGUUAUAGUUCAGUAAAAGAACAUAAACGUACAUUACAUAUUACACCAAUGAGACGUGAAUAUCAAACAUCAUUAGAACAUAAUUUACCAGCUAGGCCAACAUUAGAAAAAGGUUAUGCAGCUGAAGAAGAACGUGAAUAUGAAAUGAAUGUUGUACCUAUUGUACCUCAUACUGAUUAUAAAACUGAAUUAACAACUGAUAUUUAUAGUAAACCAGAACUGACACCAGGCUAUACUACAGAAACUGAACAUAUUCGAUCAUUUGAAGUUACUCCAAUGGUACCGGAAUAUCAUACAAAAAUGGAACGACAAAUAGCAAGUCAUCCAAUACUUGAAGCUGGUUAUUCAUCAGAAGAAGAACAUGAACAUAAAUUGGAUGUUAUCCCAAUGAUUACUUCAUAUAAAACUGAACUGAACACUGAUGUCCCCUCUAAACCAGAAUUGAUGCCUGGAUACGCUGUUGAAACUAAACAUCCUAUCAAACUUGAAGUUACACCAAUAGUUCCAGAAUAUCGUACUGAAUUAGAUACAAAAGUUGCUAGUCAUCCACAUUUAGAAGAAGGUUAUACAUCAGAAGGUGAACAUGAACAUCAAAUGGAACUAAUACCGCUAGUACCUGAAUACAAAACACAACUGUCAACAGAUUUAUCAGCAAAGACUGAAGUGAUUAGUGGUUAUGAAAGUCGAUUACAUUAUGAAAAAACUUAUCUUAUGGAAACUCAAUUAAAACAAUAUGAAACUGCUAUUUCAACUCAUCUACCAAGUAGGCCAUCUUUAACAUCAAUAUUUGAGUCGACUUUUGAACAUGAAACAAAUAUGAAUGUUGUUCCGGUUGUACCACAGAUUGAACAUCAUAAAAGUCAAUGGAUUACUGAUUUCUACGCUAGGUACCGUCCAGUUGAUGUAAUUGUUGAAGUACCUAUUCCACCAGAGUUUAUAAAACCUCUAGCCAAUGUUGUAGCUGAUGAAGGAGCAUGUGUUGUUAUAGAAGGUCUUGUAAAUGGUACACCACAACCAAAAAUAUCAUGGUAUCGUUCGGGACGUCAAUUAUCUGAUGGUCCUGAUUUCCGUUUAGAUUAUACAAAUAAUCGUGUACGAUUAACACUCAGUGAAGCAUUCCCUGACGAUGCAGGUGAAUAUACUUGUGAAGCUGAAAAUAUUGCAGGUCGUGCACAAAGUACUGCAAAUUUAAUAGUACGUGGUCGUUUAAUGACACCAAGAUUUAUUAAAGGACUUGAAAAUCAAGUAAUAUAUGAAAGAGAAUCAGUUCGAUUAAUUGUUAAAGUAGAUGGAUAUCCACCACCAACAGUUACAUGGACUCGUGAUGGUCAUGAAAUUACAAGUUCUCCAAACUAUAUACUUGAAUGUGAAGGUAAUGGUAUUUAUGCACUCAAUAUACCUGAAGCAUUCUUUGAAAAUUCUGGUCGUUAUGCUGUAAUUGCUGAGAAUCCAGCUGGAAAAUGUAUUUCUUCUGGUUUGUUAACUGUUUUAGAACCAGAAAGACCUUAUCCUCCUGAAGUAGAUAAGUUAUGUCUAAGCCAGUUGACAGUACAAGUAGAAGGUCUAAAACAAGUUCAAAUACCAUCCCCAGAAUCUCGACCGUAUCCAGAGAAGCCAUAUUUCACAAAAACCUUCAGUCCAGAAAUAGAAAUAUAUGAAGGUGAACGAUUAGUUUUAACAGCUGAAGCUUGUGGCAAUCCAAUACCAUUCAUUAAAUGGUACCUAAAUGGAAAACCAUUAGUUGAUAGCCCAGAUCAUCAACAAACUCAAGUUGGACCACCAGUGUCUGAUGUGAAUGAAUUACAGCCUCAUCCAGUAAUAAUGACAGGACAUUUAAUUAUGAAUGAACUAUUCUCAGAAGAUUCUGGUCUUUACACAUGUAUAGCAGAAAAUAUAGCGGGUCAAGCAGAAGUUAUGUCUAAUAUAAGUGUUAUAACAAAAACUAUAAGUGACACAAAAAAACCAACUAUUCAACCACCGGAGUUUAUUAAAUUCCCAGAAUCUCCAAUAAGAGUUCAACCUGAUCAAGAAUUGAUAUUAGAAGUAGAAGUUAAAGGUUUACCAUUGAAUUCAUUGAAUUGGUAUCAUAAUGGCAUGAUUGUUUAUAGUAAUCCAAAUCAAUUCAUUCAAAAUAUACCAAAUACAGGGAUUACAAGACUAAUUAUUCAACAAAUUCAACCAAAUGAUCAAGGAGAAUGGUUAGUGACAGCUACAAAUCCAGCUGGUUCAUGUUCAAAAUGUCUUCAAAUAAUUUGUGAAGAACCUAUAUCUGUUCUACCAGAACCAGUUGUUCAUACUGAAUAUGAAUUGAAAUUAAGUCAUCCAUCAAUGGAUAUCACCGAUUUAUCGCAUACAUAUCAACAACAAACAAUAUUUAUACAACCAGAAAUGAUUCCACCAAAUUUCAUUGAACGAUUUCCUAGUGAACUUAAAAUAAAUGAGAAGAUCCCACUGCAUAUACAUGGCAGAGUUUAUGGUCAGCCCAAACCAAGCGUACAAUGGCUUAAAAAUGGGAAACCAUUGUAUUCAAAUGAAAGGAUACAUUAUCAUGUAUUAGACAAUGGUGAAGUGGGAUUGGAAAUUACAGAACCUACUGAAGCUGAUUCUGGUAUUUAUGUAGCAUCAGCGAAAAAUCCUGCUGGAGAAGAUCAUUGUAUUGUUAACCUAUCCGUUGUACCGCUAUCAAGCGUUGCCCCAACUGGUCAACCACCAAUAUUCUGUCGAGGUCCCCUUCCUUGGUCUCCAACAGAAGCUGGUCCGAUAAUCACCUGUCCUGGUGUGUUAAACUUACAAGAAGGUCAACCUGUUCGCUUAGAAGCUGAGGUAAUCGGGAAACCAGUCCCAACAGUGUCAUGGUUUAUUAAUGGUCGUCCGAUUACCAUGGAUAAAACGCACAAGAUCGUCCCCAUGCGUGCAAACGUAUGUUCACUAAUUCUAGACACACCCAUACCUAACAUUGACUCUGGCGUCUGUAAUUGUAUUGCUAUUAAUCAAUUUGGUCAAGCAGAACUUCGAUUUAAUAUACAUGUCGAAGGUAAACCACAAACAAUUUCACAGGCUCCUCGGUUCAUACAAAAACCACCUACUCAACUAACAGCACCCCUUAAUGAAGAAGUUACAUUGUAUGCAGUUGCAGAAGGAAUACCACAACCAGUACUAUCAUGGCAUAAAGAUGGAAAGUUAUUCACUGGAACAUCAGAUGGUCGUAUUCAAAUUUCAAUAAAUGAACUAGAGACAACACUUCAUAUUGCAGCUUUGCAAGCUGAAGAUUUGAGUACAUGGCAGUGUUUAGCAGCAAAUAUAGCUGGAACUGCUUCAGCAAGAACAAAAAUUUCAGCACCAAUUGAAGAGAAACCUAAAGAAAUAAUUCGAAAGUUUAGUAUACCAAAGAAACAACCAGAAGGACUACAAGAAAUAACCUCCCCUAAUCCAAUAAUAAUGUCACCACCUCAGUCAGUAUGUAUAAAUGAAGGUGAAAAUGCUCGUUUUACAGCUCAUGUUGUUGCAAAUCCAUCACCAAUUGUAACAUGGUACGUCAAUGGUCAACCUGUACCUUCCUAUGGAAUUAUACAAGCACAACUACCGGAAAGUGAAGAAAUACGAUACAUCAGUAGAUUUGAUGGUUUGAUUUAUUAUCUAGAUAUGCAGAAAUGUAAACCUGAAGAUGCAGGUGAAAUAUUUAUUGUAGCUCAACGAAGUGAUAUUUCACCAGAAUUAGUAAACAUUGAACCAAAUGCUGUUGUAAGUGCUUCUGCUAAACUGGAGGUGAUACCAGUAAUUGAUUUGCGUGCACAACUCAAACCAAUUCCAAAACCAUCUGUUGAAGUAAUAGCUGAAAAAGUCAUGCCAUCACAAGAAGGUCCUGCAAUGCGUGCACCACGCUUCUUGAAAUUUUUACAACCUCAAACUGUUCCUGAAUCUUCAGAAAUAACGUUUUCAGUUGAAUUCGAUGGUGAACCAGUACCUGAAGUUAUAUGGGCACGUGAACAAGUCGAUAUCAGUAAUAGAGAAAACUAUAAAAUAACAACAACUUCUACAACUAGUCAACUUGUUAUUUCUAAAGCUCUUUUAGAAGAUACAGGGAAUUUCUCAGUAACACUGCGUAAUCCAGCUGGACAAGCUUGUAGUAAAUCAAGGCUUACAGUGACACAAAUUAAAGUAUCAGGAAAAGCUCCUGAAUUCAUACCACCAUUAAUAGAAUCACAAAUUGUUGAAGCUGGAGAACCAAUUACAUUUGAAUGCAAGGUUACUGGUGAACCAACUCCACAAGUUCAUUGGGAACGAAAUGGACAACGGUUACCUCUAAAAGAUCUUGAACAUAUACGCGUAUUUGAUGCGCCACCGUUUCAUACUCUUGUAUUAUGUGAAACUGUACCAGAUGAUUCUGCUGAGUAUCGUUGUGUAGCAAUAAAUGCUCAUGGACAGUCAAUUUGUAAAGCAAAUGUUACUAUACAAGCUAAACCAGCUGCUAUUGUCCCACCAAGAAUUCUACAAGAACCAAAAAGUGUAACUGUCAUGGAAUCUCAACCAGUUCAACUAAUUGCAUUAAUAGAAGGUACACCGAUGCCAGAAAUUACUUGGUUAUUAAAUAAUGAAAUUAUUAAACCAUCACAAUACUUUCUUCCUGAAAUUCGAUCAGAUGGUUAUACAAUACUUAAUAUUUCUAGUGUUUAUCCAGAAGAUACUGGAAUUUAUACAGUACGUGCUGUAAAUUCUGGUGGAGAAGCUCAAGCAUCAGCGGAAAUCUUAAUUUCUGCUCCACUACAAACUGCUCCACAAUUUGUUAAACCUUUACCUUCUGGGACACUGGAGGUAAAAGAAGGUGGACGAGUAUUCUUAGAAGUUCAAGUUUCAGGUGAACCUAUACCUCAAAUUGAUUGGUAUCAUAAUGGUCAAUCUUUACAAUCUGGACCAAAUUGGAAAGUUAAGACGGAUAGAUAUACUUCACAACUUGAAUGUAAUGUAAUCUCCAUGAAUGAUGGUGGUGAAAUUCUUGUCACAGCAACUAAUUCAGUUGGUCAAACAACUACGCAAACAAAAGUGGUGAUAAUCCGAUCAGGACCUAAACCAACUCCACCAGUUUUCCAAAAACGUCUGCAACCUCAAGUAAAGGCACCAGAGCAUCACACUGUCAGGUUGGAAUGUUCAGUAAAUGGAUAUCCGGAACCAACUUUACGAUGGUUUCAUAACGGUGUGGAGUUUGAACCAGUUUUAAUAUCAUCCCUUUCUCAUGAAAUGGCUGCUAAGAGAGAAUUAUAUAUUGAUGAGGCAACACAUACAUAUACAUUACACAUACAUGAUUUAAACGCUUUUGAUGUCGGAGAAAUUAUGGUACGCGCGGAGAAUGAACUUGGCGUAACUAUGUGUAGUAGUGUAUUAGAAUUAGAAAUUCUUGAUGGAAAAAUUGUUGAACCACGUUUUAUACGUCAACCACCAGAAAGAAUUGAAUUACAACCUGGAGACAGCGCUCAAUUAGAGUGUGAAGUAGAAUCCGAACCACCUGUUACAUUUAAAUGGUAUUUAAAUGGAUUACAAUUGGAUCAGUCAAAUAAACGAUUUAAAGUUCUUGAAGAUGUAAAUCGUACAACUCUUAUAAUUCCAUCUGUUCAAAAAGAUAUUCUUCCUAGUGAAGUGACUAUUGAAGCUGCUGGUCAAACUGGUACAAAGAUUGUAACAUCUUCAAUUUUAGUAAUGACAGCUAAAACAGAUGAUUUAUCAGUACCUGAACCACCAGAAUUACGUUUUAGUCGACAACUUCCAUCAAAUUUAGCAUACAGUGAAAUGGAUGAUACAAUAAUUCUUGAUGUAGAAGUUGAUAAACCAGAAAUAUCAUCAAUUGAAUUACCUAAACCUACAUUUAGUUGGUAUAUGAAUGGAAUAGAUAUAUUUUUAUUACCACCUGAUAAGAAACCUGAACGUUAUAAUGUUUCACAAGAUAAUCCAUGGCAUAGUCGAUUAACUAUUAAUAAACCUGGUACAUGGGAUUUUGGUGAAAUCACUUGUUUUGUAACACGGUUAACUGAUAAAAAAGAAGAAAAAAUUUAUACUUCAUGUAAUCUUGAACUGACUUAUCAACCAAUUAAACCAGACGAACAAUCUAAACCAAUUAUAUCAAAACUUGAAUUUGCACCACAAUUUAUACAAAGUUUACCAGACAAAUUAACACCAGAAAUUGGAUCAACUGUUGUAAUGGAUAUUAUAUUAAAAUCAAAUCCAAUACCUGAUAUUCAAUGGGUAAUAAGUUCACCAUUAACAGCUGAAAGAUUUGAAUAUUUUGGUCCAGAACAAAUUGAUAAUGAAACAUUACAAUAUCGUGCUAUAUUACAUAAUUAUCAACCUGAUAAAGAUGAUAAUACUAUGUUACAAAUGAUUGCAACCUCACCAUUAGGACAAUCUACAUCAAUAUGUCAUAUACAACCAAAAGAACAACAAAUUGUUAAUGUACAAUUUGCUAAAACAUUAAAUUCACAAUUAGAAGUUGUAUUAGAUCAAUCAAUUGAAUUAGAAUGUUCUAUUAUACCAACUAAUAUACCAAUUGAAUUUCGUUGGUAUAUUAAUGGUAUAGAAAUUACUGCUGAACAUAUACCAUAUGAAAUAAAUACUACUGAUUUUACAUCGAUAUUAAAAAUUCCUAAAAUUAAUUCUGAAAUGAUUGGUAGUACUAUUAGUGUAUCAAUAUGUUCUCCAUAUAGUAAUGAAUUAAAAAGUUCUUGUGAAUUAUAUACUAUAUCUGAAAGUCAUUUACCAAUUAUUGAAGAUAUUAUUACUGAAUUACCAACAAUUCCAGAGAUGUUAACAAUUAAAUCAAAAAUAAUUGAACAAGAAUAUGAAUUUAGUUUUAUUAAACCAAUUCAUUAUGAAAUAUAUCAAAAUUCAAAUGAAGAAUAUACUUUAGAAUUAGAAUGUCAGUUACUAACAGAUCAACAACCAGCGUCUAUUAAAUGGAGUCAUGAAGGUGUUGAAUUAAAUAUUUCUGAUCGUAUCGAACAGGUCUAUGAAUAUGAAAGUGGUUUAGCUAAACUAAUUAUACAUAAUAUUACACCUCAAGAUAUGGGUGAAUACGCUUGUAUUGCUACACAAGCUCAUCUUCAACCUUCACAAGUUGAAACAAUACAGAAAACAAUCACUACAAGUACUGUUGUGGAUAUAGAAGUUCCUGAAACGACAGAAGUUGUGCCAACAGUAACUGAGAAGGUUCUCACCUUCUUACAACCAGUAACACCGAAUAUCCACACUGUACAAGACCAUAAGGAUCUUGAACUGGAAUGUCAAAUUCAAGCAGAUUUAAAGCCAAUUCAAGUUGUCUGGGAAGUUGAUGGCAAGGAAUUAACUCAAUCUGAUCGUAAUGAAAUGAUAUAUUUUGAAGAUAGUGGAGUAGCUCGUCUAAUAGUACAUCAAGUGAUUCCAUCGGAUUCUGGUGAAUACACUUGCAAAGUUCAUGGUGAGGUGAUUGAAGCUGAGACCAAACAACAAAUGACGAAAACAAUUUCAUCUGGCUCAAUUGUUACAAUUGAAGUUCCUGAAACGACAGAAGUUGUGCCAACAGUAACUGAGAAGGUUCUCACCUUCUUACAACCAGUAACACCGAAUAUCCACACUGUACAAGACCAUAAGGAUCUUGAACUGGAAUGUCAAAUUCAAGCAGAUUUAAAGCCAAUUCAAGUUGUCUGGGAAGUUGAUGGCAAGGAAUUAACUCAAUCUGAUCGUAAUGAAAUGAUAUAUUUUGAAGAUAGUGGAGUAGCUCGUCUAAUAGUACAUCAAGUGAUUCCAUCGGAUUCUGGUGAAUACACUUGCAAAGUUCAUGGUGAGGUGAUUGAAGCUGAGACCAAACAACAAAUGACGAAAACAAUUUCAUCUGGCUCAAUUGUUACAAUUGAAGUUCCUGAAACGACAGAAGUUGUGCCAACAGUAACUGAGAAGGUUCUCACCUUCUUACAACCAGUAACACCGAAUAUCCACACUGUACAAGACCAUAAGGAUCUUGAACUGGAAUGUCAAAUUCAAGCAGAUUUAAAGCCAAUUCAAGUUGUCUGGGAAGUUGAUGGCAAGGAAUUAACUCAAUCUGAUCGUAAUGAAAUGAUAUAUUUUGAAGAUAGUGGAGUAGCUCGUCUAAUAGUACAUCAAGUGAUUCCAUCGGAUUCUGGUGAAUACACUUGCAAAGUUCAUGGUGAGGUGAUUGAAGCUGAGACCAAACAACAAAUGACGAAAACAAUUUCAUCUGGCUCAAUUGUUACAAUUGAAGUUCCUGAAACGACAGAAGUUGUGCCAACAGUAACUGAGAAGGUUCUCACCUUCUUACAACCAGUAACACCGAAUAUCCACACUGUACAAGACCAUAAGGAUCUUGAACUGGAAUGUCAAAUUCAAGCAGAUUUAAAGCCAAUUCAAGUUGUCUGGGAAGUUGAUGGCAAGGAAUUAACUCAAUCUGAUCGUAAUGAAAUGAUAUAUUUUGAAGAUAGUGGAGUAGCUCGUCUAAUAGUACAUCAAGUGAUUCCAUCGGAUUCUGGUGAAUACACUUGCAAAGUUCAUGGUGAGGUGAUUGAAGCUGAGACCAAACAACAAAUGACGAAAACAAUUUCAUCUGGCUCAAUUGUUACAAUUGAAGUUCCUGAAACGACAGAAGUUGUGCCAACAGUAACUGAGAAGGUUCUCACCUUCUUACAACCAGUAACACCGAAUAUCCACACUGUACAAGACCAUAAGGAUCUUGAACUGGAAUGUCAAAUUCAAGCAGAUUUAAAGCCAAUUCAAGUUGUCUGGGAAGUUGAUGGCAAGGAAUUAACUCAAUCUGAUCGUAAUGAAAUGAUAUAUUUUGAAGAUAGUGGAGUAGCUCGUCUAAUAGUACAUCAAGUGAUUCCAUCGGAUUCUGGUGAAUACACUUGCAAAGUUCAUGGUGAGGUGAUUGAAGCUGAGACCAAACAACAAAUGACGAAAACAAUUUCAUCUGGCUCAAUUGUUACAAUUGAAGCUGUUGAAAAAGAGGACAAACUCAUUUCACCAAUUUUUGUUCAUGAAUUAUCACCAUUAAAUAUUUCUGAAGGUGAAGAAAUUUAUUUAACAGCUACUGUUAAAGGAAAUCCUCAACCAGAAGAAGUGAUUUGGAAACAUAAUGGAAAUAUACUUCAACCAGAUGUAACGGAUGCUGUGAUGUUCUAUACCCCAGAAACAGGUGUUUGUGAAUUGACAAUAUCUGAAGCAUUUCCUGAAGAUUCAGGAAUUUAUUCUGUUGAAGUCCAGAAUACUCUUGGUAUAGCUGUUAGUCAAACUGAAGUAGUUGUAUUGGUAGAGGUAAGAAAAGAACCUACAAUUUUAAAGUCAGAAGAUCAGAAAGCAUCAAUUGUUGAAGAUGUUUUGACUGUUGUUACUGAUAUUUCAGAUGAUAAAGCACUUGUAUCUACGGUUGAAGGUGUAAAGUUACUUAAACAAGAAGUAAUUGUUAAUAUAGUGCAAACUGAAAAAACAGAAAUGUAUUCACCGAUUGAAACUCUUCCAGAAAUACCACAAGCGGCGAUUUAUGAACAUAUCAUAGAGGAGACAGAAUUCGAAAUAAGUUUGGAAGAACCGCUAGAGAUUAGUGAUGAUGAGUUAUUGCUUGAUGAAGGAGUUACACCAACACAUGUCGUUGUAUUAGAUGUUCUUAUACCUCAUGAUUCUGUAAGCAUUGAUGAAACAAGUAUAAGCGUAGAGGAAGCGGGCAAGGCUCAGUCGAUCCCAAGUGUAACUGAAAUUUCCUUACGUGACGUUUCUUUAGCCGCAGUUUCAGAUGUAAAUAUAACCGAACUAAAAGCUCUAGAGGAUAAUGUAAUAACACAGGAAGAAAAACCAAAAAUAACAGAAAAAGAAUAUCAAAAUCAAUCGAUAGAAAGAAACAGUUCAGAAAAACCCAAAAAACAAACGCAAGAGCAAAAUGAAGAGACUAAACAUGAAAUGAAGGAGCAGGUAACGGAAGCCGGAGACACAGUGACCACGAAGACCGCCGAGGUCAUUGUUCAAGAAGGGAAGGAGUCUGUGUCACAGACGAUGGAGUGGGUUUCAGAGGGCGUUGGUGAGUUGGAGGAAUCCGACCGUCAGGAUAGUGCUCGUGUUGUGGAACAGCCGAGUGAAGUAAGUGUGGCCGUUUCUGAAAAGCCCACGGAAGUGGCGACACCUGAGAAGGUCCCAGUGAAGGAGGCUGUGGUCGACAAGGCCCCAGUGGAAUCGGAGACAGUCCCGAUUUCAAUUGUUAGCAAAGGAGUGGUAGAGGUGACGGACAUGAAAAGCACAGUCGGAGUGACAGAGGAAUCUGGUAGUGUGGCGGAGCAGAAGACUUUGGUUGUGGAGCAGGUGGCGGAAUCCAAGGAGACUGUGACUGUUAAGAUGGAGGAGCGGGUUGUACAGGAGGUGGAGAAGGAGUCCGUCCCAGAGACCAUGGAGUGGGUUUCAGAGGGUGUUGGUGAGUUGGAGGAAGCCGGCCGUCAGGAUAGUGCUCGUGUUGUGGAGCAGCCGAGCGAAGUGGGUGUUGCAGUUUCCGAAACGCAGGUGGAGGUGGAGACGGUUGAGGUGGUGUCAGUGAAGGAGGCUGUGGUGGACGAGACCCCAGUGGAAUCGAGGACAGUCUCUGUCUCAAGUGUGACGGAGGAGAAGAGCGUGGUCUCAGCGACAGAAGACAUUGCCAUGGAGGUGGAGCAGGUGACUUUGACCGUGGAUGAGGUGUCGCCUCGUAUGGAAUCCCUGACGUCCUCAGCUGAAGAACGUGUUGUCAGUGAGGCUGUUCCACUGGAGGAGACGGUCUAUGAUGUGUACGAAACGGAACAGGUUGAAGCUGUAUCACGUCCCACCACUGACGCUGUCGCUUCUGGUGUUGUCUCCUCGACUACUCCUUCUCUGUCUGACGUUGUCAGUGUUGAAGAAGUUCCUUCUGAGGUAACGGAAGCCGGAGACACAGUGACCACGAAGACCGCCGAGGUCAUUGUUCAAGAAGGGAAGGAGUCUGUGUCACAGACGAUGGAGUGGGUUUCAGAGGGCGUUGGUGAGUUGGAGGAAUCCGACCGUCAGGAUAGUGCUCGUGUUGUGGAACAGCCGAGUGAAGUAAGUGUGGCCGUUUCUGAAAAGCCCACGGAAGUGGCGACACCUGAGAAGGUCCCAGUGAAGGAGGCUGUGGUCGACAAGGCCCCAGUGGAAUCGGAGACAGUCCCGAUUUCAAUUGUUAGCAAAGGAGUGGUAGAGGUGACGGACAUGAAAAGCACAGUCGGAGUGACAGAGGAAUCUGGUAGUGUGGCGGAGCAGAAGACUUUGGUUGUGGAGCAGGUGGCGGAAUCCAAGGAGACUGUGACUGUUAAGAUGGAGGAGCGGGUUGUACAGGAGGUGGAGAAGGAGUCCGUCCCAGAGACCAUGGAGUGGGUUUCAGAGGGUGUUGGUGAGUUGGAGGAAGCCGGCCGUCAGGAUAGUGCUCGUGUUGUGGAGCAGCCGAGCGAAGUGGGUGUUGCAGUUUCCGAAACGCAGGUGGAGGUGGAGACGGUUGAGGUGGUGUCAGUGAAGGAGGCUGUGGUGGACGAGACCCCAGUGGAAUCGAGGACAGUCUCUGUCUCAAGUGUGACGGAGGAGAAGAGCGUGGUCUCAGCGACAGAAGACAUUGCCAUGGAGGUGGAGCAGGUGACUUUGACCGUGGAUGAGGUGUCGCCUCGUAUGGAAUCCCUGACGUCCUCAGCUGAAGAACGUGUUGUCAGUGAGGCUGUUCCACUGGAGGAGACGGUCUAUGAUGUGUACGAAACGGAACAGGUUGAAGCUGUAUCACGUCCCACCACUGACGCUGUCGCUUCUGGUGUUGUCUCCUCGACUACUCCUUCUCUGUCUGACGUUGUCAGUGUUGAAGAAGUUCCUUCUGAGAUAAAACCUCUAGAAUGUUCAAAACUGACUGCUCCAUCAACUCCUGUCAAUAUAAAAAUUCAUAUCAUUCCGCCAGAAAGUCCAUCUUCAAAACCCAAGCUACAUAUAACUUGGCAACAACCUGAUGAUAUUCCAGUAACUAAUUUCUAUAUAGAAUUUAAACCAACGAAUUCCAAAACAUGGCAAGAUGUAUUUGCUGACUUCACUAUUACUGAACCUCAAACAAUAUUACCAACUGAUGAUUUACAAGAAUUUGUCAGUUAUGAAUUUCGUGUUGUUGCUGAAAAUGAGGCAGGCAAAAGUGUUCCGUCAUUACCAUCAAAUUCAAUUGAAUUAGGUAUACCGUUAGAAUUCAUUCGCCCGUUGACGGAUAUAACUGUCGGCACAGUGACAAAUGAACCAGUCAUACUUGAAUGUGAACUAUCUCGAACUCCACGUGACAAGAUCCAAUGGUUUAAGGAUGGAAAAGCACUACCCAGCAGACUGUCGAGUAGAAUAAAAGUUGAAGAGUUGGAGAAUGGGAAAGUUCACAGAAUUAUCUUCAGUCCAUUGACAGAGGAAGAUCUAGGUGUUUAUUCUGUGAAAGUAGAGAAUUUGACAAGUGAAGCACGAGUGGAUAUGAAGAUUGCACCAACACUGAAGCUGUCGGAAUCAUUCUCUGACAAAGUCAUCAUGAAGGCAGGAGAGGCGGCCGUCUUCGAAAUACCAUUCGUCGCCAGUCCGAAACCGACAGUGACCUGGUCAUGGAGGCCAAGAACACGUCCUGAUGCGGAGUUGGGAUCAGCUCAGACUCCACGAUUUAAGGCUGACGUGGUGUCCGGACUGACAUCACUUCCAGUGAGUAAGGUGAAGCGUGAAGAUGCUGGUGAGUACAGUGUGGUCAUCAGUAAUGAAUUGGGCGAGGUGACAGUGAGCAUUGAGUUGAUUGUAUUGGACAAACCGUCUGUACCUCGUAAUUUAGUUGCGAGUGAUAACACUGGUGAGAGUGUUUUGUUCAGUUGGACGGAACCAGAAUUCCUCGGUCUUCAUCCUGAUGUAGGAGUUAGUGAUGGAUUGAGUUACGUUGUCGAGAUGCGUCAGUCAACUCAACGUGCGAGUAGGUCGGUGACAGUGACGAGUGAAUUGAAUACUCUUAUAGACAAAUUGCAAGUGAACAAGUCCUAUGUGUUUAGUGUUGCAGCUAAAAAUGAUGUCGGUCAGUCGGAAUUCGCUGAAACGAGUCCAGUUUCGACGAAGUUGGAAUAUGGUCCACCACCGAGUCCAGUCAAUGUGAAGGCAGUCGUCAAUCCACAGAAGGCGUCUAUCAAAGAUCAAACGAUAGAACUGACGUGGGAACAACCAACCGACCAAGUGUCUGCCAGUGGACCGGUCACAAACUUCUACAUCGAAUUGAAACCUGAAGAUUCAACUCGAUGGCAGGACGUGAGUGCCGACUUCACAAUCACCGAACCACACUUCACACUUCCUACUGAUAAAUUGCAAGAGUUUGUGAGUUAUGAGUUCCGUGUAACAUCAGAGAAUAAAGCUGGCAAGAGUAAACCUUCUUCACCAUCGAACGCUGUUCAACUAGGUAUACCGUUAGAAUUCAUUCGCCCGUUGACGGAUAUAACUGUCGGCACAGUGACAAAUGAACCAGUCAUACUUGAAUGUGAACUAUCUCGAACUCCACGUGACAAGAUCCAAUGGUUUAAGGAUGGAAAAGCACUACCCAGCAGACUGUCGAGUAGAAUAAAAGUUGAAGAGUUGGAGAAUGGGAAAGUUCACAGAAUUAUCUUCAGUCCAUUGACAGAGGAAGAUCUAGGUGUUUAUUCUGUGAAAGUAGAGAAUUUGACAAGUGAAGCACGAGUGGAUAUGAAGAUUGCACCAACACUGAAGCUGUCGGAAUCAUUCUCUGACAAAGUCAUCAUGAAGGCAGGAGAGGCGGCCGUCUUCGAAAUACCAUUCGUCGCCAGUCCGAAACCGACAGUGACCUGGUCAUGGAGGCCAAGAACACGUCCUGAUGCGGAGUUGGGAUCAGCUCAGACUCCACGAUUUAAGGCUGACGUGGUGUCCGGACUGACAUCACUUCCAGUGAGUAAGGUGAAGCGUGAAGAUGCUGGUGAGUACAGUGUGGUCAUCAGUAAUGAAUUGGGCGAGGUGACAGUGAGCAUUGAGUUGAUUGUAUUGGACAAACCGUCUGUACCUCGUAAUUUAGUUGCGAGUGAUAACACUGGUGAGAGUGUUUUGUUCAGUUGGACGGAACCAGAAUUCCUCGGUCUUCAUCCUGAUGUAGGAGUUAGUGAUGGAUUGAGUUACGUUGUCGAGAUGCGUGAGUCAACUCAACGUGCGAGUAGGUCGGUGACAGUGACGAGUGAAUUGAAUACUCUUAUAGACAAAUUGCAAGUGAACAAGUCCUAUGUGUUUAGUGUUGCAGCUAAAAAUGAUGUCGGUCAGUCGGAAUUCGCUGAAACGAGUCCAGUUUCGACGAAGUUGGAAUAUGGUCCACCACCGAGUCCAGUCAAUGUGAAGGCAGUCGUCAAUCCACAGAAGGCGUCUAUCAAAGAUCAAACGAUAGAACUGACGUGGGAACAACCAACCGACCAAGUGUCUGCCAGUGGACCGGUCACAAACUUCUACAUCGAAUUGAAACCUGAAGAUUCAACUCGAUGGCAGGACGUGAGUGCCGACUUCACAAUCACCGAACCACACUUCACACUUCCUACUGAUAAAUUGCAAGAGUUUGUGAGUUAUGAGUUCCGUGUAACAUCAGAGAAUAAAGCUGGCAAGAGUAAACCUUCUUCACCAUCGAACGCUGUUCAACUAGGUAUACCGUUAGAAUUCAUUCGCCCGUUGACGGAUAUAACUGUCGGCACAGUGACAAAUGAACCAGUCAUACUUGAAUGUGAACUAUCUCGAACUCCACGUGACAAGAUCCAAUGGUUUAAGGAUGGAAAAGCACUACCCAGCAGACUGUCGAGUAGAAUAAAAGUUGAAGAGUUGGAGAAUGGGAAAGUUCACAGAAUUAUCUUCAGUCCAUUGACAGAGGAAGAUCUAGGUGUUUAUUCUGUGAAAGUAGAGAAUUUGACAAGUGAAGCACGAGUGGAUAUGAAGAUUGCACCAACACUGAAGCUGUCGGAAUCAUUCUCUGACAAAGUCAUCAUGAAGGCAGGAGAGGCGGCCGUCUUCGAAAUACCAUUCGUCGCCAGUCCGAAACCGACAGUGACCUGGUCAUGGAGGCCAAGAACACGUCCUGAUGCGGAGUUGGGAUCAGCUCAGACUCCACGAUUUAAGGCUGACGUGGUGUCCGGACUGACAUCACUUCCAGUGAGUAAGGUGAAGCGUGAAGAUGCUGGUGAGUACAGUGUGGUCAUCAGUAAUGAAUUGGGCGAGGUGACAGUGAGCAUUGAGUUGAUUGUAUUGGACAAACCGUCUGUACCUCGUAAUUUAGUUGCGAGUGAUAACACUGGUGAGAGUGUUUUGUUCAGUUGGACGGAACCAGAAUUCCUCGGUCUUCAUCCUGAUGUAGGAGUUAGUGAUGGAUUGAGUUACGUUGUCGAGAUGCGUGAGUCAACUCAACGUGCGAGUAGGUCGGUGACAGUGACGAGUGAAUUGAAUACUCUUAUAGACAAAUUGCAAGUGAACAAGUCCUAUGUGUUUAGUGUUGCAGCUAAAAAUGAUGUCGGUCAGUCGGAAUUCGCUGAAACGAGUCCAGUUUCGACGAAGUUGGAAUAUGGUCCACCACCGAGUCCAGUCAAUGUGAAGGCAGUCGUCAAUCCACAGAAGGCGUCUAUCAAAGAUCAAACGAUAGAACUGACGUGGGAACAACCAACCGACCAAGUGUCUGCCAGUGGACCGGUCACAAACUUCUACAUCGAAUUGAAACCUGAAGAUUCAACUCGAUGGCAGGACGUGAGUGCCGACUUCACAAUCACCGAACCACACUUCACACUUCCUACUGAUAAAUUGCAAGAGUUUGUGAGUUAUGAGUUCCGUGUAACAUCAGAGAAUAAAGCUGGCAAGAGUAAACCUUCUUCACCAUCGAACGCUGUUCAACUAGGUAUACCGUUAGAAUUCAUUCGCCCGUUGACGGAUAUAACUGUCGGCACAGUGACAAAUGAACCAGUCAUACUUGAAUGUGAACUAUCUCGAACUCCACGUGACAAGAUCCAAUGGUUUAAGGAUGGAAAAGCACUACCCAGCAGACUGUCGAGUAGAAUAAAAGUUGAAGAGUUGGAGAAUGGGAAAGUUCACAGAAUUAUCUUCAGUCCAUUGACAGAGGAAGAUCUAGGUGUUUAUUCUGUGAAAGUAGAGAAUUUGACAAGUGAAGCACGAGUGGAUAUGAAGAUUGCACCAACACUGAAGCUGUCGGAAUCAUUCUCUGACAAAGUCAUCAUGAAGGCAGGAGAGGCGGCCGUCUUCGAAAUACCAUUCGUCGCCAGUCCGAAACCGACAGUGACCUGGUCAUGGAGGCCAAGAACACGUCCUGAUGCGGAGUUGGGAUCAGCUCAGACUCCACGAUUUAAGGCUGACGUGGUGUCCGGACUGACAUCACUUCCAGUGAGUAAGGUGAAGCGUGAAGAUGCUGGUGAGUACAGUGUGGUCAUCAGUAAUGAAUUGGGCGAGGUGACAGUGAGCAUUGAGUUGAUUGUAUUGGACAAACCGUCUGUACCUCGUAAUUUAGUUGCGAGUGAUAACACUGGUGAGAGUGUUUUGUUCAGUUGGACGGAACCAGAAUUCCUCGGUCUUCAUCCUGAUGUAGGAGUUAGUGAUGGAUUGAGUUACGUUGUCGAGAUGCGUGAGUCAACUCAACGUGCGAGUAGGUCGGUGACAGUGACGAGUGAAUUGAAUACUCUUAUAGACAAAUUGCAAGUGAACAAGUCCUAUGUGUUUAGUGUUGCAGCUAAAAAUGAUGUCGGUCAGUCGGAAUUCGCUGAAACGAGUCCAGUUUCGACGAAGUUGGAAUAUGGUCCACCACCGAGUCCAGUCAAUGUGAAGGCAGUCGUCAAUCCACAGAAGGCGUCUAUCAAAGAUCAAACGAUAGAACUGACGUGGGAACAACCAACCGACCAAGUGUCUGCCAGUGGACCGGUCACAAACUUCUACAUCGAAUUGAAACCUGAAGAUUCAACUCGAUGGCAGGACGUGAGUGCCGACUUCACAAUCACCGAACCACACUUCACACUUCCUACUGAUAAAUUGCAAGAGUUUGUGAGUUAUGAGUUCCGUGUAACAUCAGAGAAUAAAGCUGGCAAGAGUAAACCUUCUUCACCAUCGAACGCUGUUCAACUAGGUAUACCGUUAGAAUUCAUUCGCCCGUUGACGGAUAUAACUGUCGGCACAGUGACAAAUGAACCAGUCAUACUUGAAUGUGAACUAUCUCGAACUCCACGUGACAAGAUCCAAUGGUUUAAGGAUGGAAAAGCACUACCCAGCAGACUGUCGAGUAGAAUAAAAGUUGAAGAGUUGGAGAAUGGGAAAGUUCACAGAAUUAUCUUCAGUCCAUUGACAGAGGAAGAUCUAGGUGUUUAUUCUGUGAAAGUAGAGAAUUUGACAAGUGAAGCACGAGUGGAUAUGAAGAUUGCACCAACACUGAAGCUGUCGGAAUCAUUCUCUGACAAAGUCAUCAUGAAGGCAGGAGAGGCGGCCGUCUUCGAAAUACCAUUCGUCGCCAGUCCGAAACCGACAGUGACCUGGUCAUGGAGGCCAAGAACACGUCCUGAUGCGGAGUUGGGAUCAGCUCAGACUCCACGAUUUAAGGCUGACGUGGUGUCCGGACUGACAUCACUUCCAGUGAGUAAGGUGAAGCGUGAAGAUGCUGGUGAGUACAGUGUGGUCAUCAGUAAUGAAUUGGGCGAGGUGACAGUGAGCAUUGAGUUGAUUGUAUUGGACAAACCGUCUGUACCUCGUAAUUUAGUUGCGAGUGAUAACACUGGUGAGAGUGUUUUGUUCAGUUGGACGGAACCAGAAUUCCUCGGUCUUCAUCCUGAUGUAGGAGUUAGUGAUGGAUUGAGUUACGUUGUCGAGAUGCGUGAGUCAACUCAACGUGCGAGUAGGUCGGUGACAGUGACGAGUGAAUUGAAUACUCUUAUAGACAAAUUGCAAGUGAACAAGUCCUAUGUGUUUAGUGUUGCAGCUAAAAAUGAUGUCGGUCAGUCGGAAUUCGCUGAAACGAGUCCAGUUUCGACGAAGUUGGAAUAUGGUCCACCACCGAGUCCAGUCAAUGUGAAGGCAGUCGUCAAUCCACAGAAGGCGUCUAUCAAAGAUCAAACGAUAGAACUGACGUGGGAACAACCAACCGACCAAGUGUCUGCCAGUGGACCGGUCACAAACUUCUACAUCGAAUUGAAACCUGAAGAUUCAACUCGAUGGCAGGACGUGAGUGCCGACUUCACAAUCACCGAACCACACUUCACACUUCCUACUGAUAAAUUGCAAGAGUUUGUGAGUUAUGAGUUCCGUGUAACAUCAGAGAAUAAAGCUGGCAAGAGUAAACCUUCUUCACCAUCGAACGCUGUUCAACUAGGUAUUCCACUCGAAUUUAUACGACCACUAACUGACUUGACUGUUGAUAAAGUAACCAAUGAACCAGUCAUCCUUGAGUGUGAACUAUCUCGUACUCCUCGUGAUAAAGUACAAUGGUUGAAGGAUGGGAAACCUAUUGGUCGUCUACCAGACCGUGUGAUAAUUGAGGAGUUGGAGAAUGGAAGAAUCCAUCGUGUGAAGUUCACUUCAUUAAUCGAUGAUGAUUUGGGUGUAUAUAGUUUACGUGUUGAGAAGUUAUCUAGUGAAUGUCGACUAGAUAUGAAAGUACCGCCAACAUUGAGAUUAUCCGAUUCGUUCUCCGAUCGAGUGAUCAUCAAGGCUGGAGGUGCUAUGGUGUUCGAAAUACCAUUCACUGCCAGUCCUAAACCAAAAGUCGAAUGGACAUGGAGACAGCGAAGUCGACCAGAUGGUGAAUUGGGACCGGUACAAAGUCCACGAUUUAAGGCUGACGUGGUGUCGGGAUUGACAUCAUUGCCUGUGAGUAAGGUGAAGCGUGAGGAUGCCGGUGACUACACAGUGGUGAUCAGUAACGAGUUGGGUGAAGUGUCUGUGACGAUUCAGAUGAUUGUGAUUGACAAGCCAUCUGUACCUCGUGAUUUGGAGGUGAGUGAGAACAGUGGUGAGAGUGUGUUGUUGAGUUGGAAGGAGCCAGAAUUUGUUGGUUUGUCCACGACGACGACGACGACAGAUGUGAGUGUGAGUGGUGUUGGUGGAUUGUUGGAGUAUGUGGUUGAGAUGCGUGAGUCUAGUCAACGUGCUGGUCGUGGAGUGAGUAAAACGAGUGAAUUGAGUGUGAGGAUUGACGGUCUUCAGAUCAACAAGUCGUAUGUGUUUAGUGUUGCAGCGAAGAAUGAUGUUGGUCAAUCCGAGUUUGCAGAAACGAAACCAGUUUCAACUAAAUUAGAUUAUGGUCCACCACUAAGUCCAGUCAAUGUGAAGGCAGUUGUCAAUCCACAGAAGGCGUCUAUCAAAGAUCAAACGAUAGAACUGACGUGGGAACAACCAACCGACCAAGUGUCUGCCAGUGGACCGGUCACAAACUUCUACAUCGAAUUGAAACCUGAAGAUUCAACUCGAUGGCAGGACGUGAGUGCCGACUUCACAAUCACCGAACCACACUUCACACUUCCUACUGAUAAAUUGCAAGAGUUUGUGAGUUAUGAGUUCCGUGUAACAUCAGAGAAUAAAGCUGGCAAGAGUAAACCUUCUUCACCGUCAAAUGCAAUACGAUUAGGUAUUCCACUCGAAUUUAUACGAUCACUAACUGACUUGACUGUUGAUAAAGUAACCAAUGAACCAGUCAUCCUUGAGUGUGAACUAUCUCGUACUCCUCGUGAUAAAGUACAAUGGUUGAAGGAUGGGAAACCUAUUGGUCGUCUACCAGACCGUGUGAUAAUUGAGGAGUUGGAGAAUGGAAGAAUCCAUCGUGUGAAGUUCAAUUCAUUAAUCGAUGAUGAUUUGGGUGUAUAUAGCUUACGUGUUGAGAAGUUAUCUAGUGAAUGUCGACUAGAUAUGAAAGUUCCACCAACAUUGAGAUUAUCCGAUUCGUUCUCCGAUCGAGUGAUCAUCAAGGCUGGAGGUGCUAUGGUGUUCGAAAUACCAUUCACUGCCAGUCCUAAACCAAAAGUCGAAUGGACAUGGAGACAGCGAAGUCGACCAGAUGGUGAAUUGGGACCGGUACAAAGUCCACGAUUUAAGGCUGACGUGGUGUCGGGAUUGACAUCAUUGCCUGUGAGUAAGGUGAAGCGUGAGGAUGCCGGUGACUACACAGUGGUGAUCAGUAACGAGUUGGGUGAAGUGUCUGUGACGAUUCAGAUGAUUGUGAUUGACAAGCCAUCUGUACCUCGUGAUUUGGAGGUGAGUGAGAACAGUGGUGAGAGUGUGUUGUUGAGUUGGAAGGAGCCAGAAUUUGUUGGUUUGUCCACGACGACGACAGAUGUGAGUGUGAGUGGUGUUGGUGGAUUGUUGGAGUAUGUGGUUGAGAUGCGUGAGUCUAGUCAACGUGCUGGUCGUGGAGUGAGUAAAACGAGUGAAUUGAGUGUGAGGAUUGACGGUCUUCAGAUCAACAAGUCGUAUGUGUUUAGUGUUGCAGCGAAGAAUGAUGUUGGUCAAUCCGAGUUUGCAGAAACGAAACCAGUUUCAACUAAAUUAGAUUAUGGACCACCUAUGACUCCAGUCAAUGUGAAGGCAGUCGUCAAUCCACAGAAGGCGUCUAUCAAAGAUCAAACGAUAGAACUGACGUGGGAACAACCAACCGACCAAGUGUCUGCCAGUGGACCGGUCACAAACUUCUACAUCGAAUUGAAACCUGAAGAUUCAACUCGAUGGCAGGACGUGAGUGCCGACUUCACAAUCACCGAACCACACUUCACACUUCCUACUGAUAAAUUGCAAGAGUUUGUGAGUUAUGAGUUCCGUGUAACAUCAGAGAAUAAAGCUGGCAAGAGUAAACCUUCUUCACCAUCGAACGCUGUUCAACUAGGUAUUCCACUAGAAUUUGUUCGUCCGCUGAUUGAUGUUACUGUAAAUGAGGUUGAUGAAAAACCAGUUGUAUUGGAAUGUGAAUUAUCUCGUUCACCACGUGAUAAGGUACAAUGGUUAAAAGAUGGUAAAUCUCUAAGUCGUUUACCAAACCAUGUAUCAAUUGAAGAAUCAAGUAACCAAAAGAUUCACUCUAUUACGUUCCGUUCUUUAACUGAUGAUGAUUUGGGUGUCUAUACGAUAAAAGUAGAAAAGUUAUCAAGCGAGGCAAAACUUUCAAUGAAAGUUCCGCCAACACUGAGAUUAUCCCAUUCGUUCUCCGAUCGAGUGAUCAUCAAGGCUGGAGGUGCUAUGGUGUUCGAAAUACCAUUCACUGCCAGUCCUAAACCAAAAGUCGAAUGGACAUGGAGACAGCGAAGUCGACCAGAUGGUGAAUUGGGACCGGUACAAAGUCCACGAUUUAAGGCUGACGUGGUGUCGGGAUUGACGUCAUUGCCUGUGAGUAAGGUGAAGCGUGAGGAUGCCGGUGACUACACAGUGGUGAUCAGUAACGAGUUGGGUGAAGUGUCUGUGACGAUUCAGAUGAUUGUGAUUGACAAGCCAUCUGUACCUCGUGAUUUGGAGGUGAGUGAGAACAGUGGUGAGAGUGUGUUGUUGAGUUGGAAGGAGCCAGAAUUUGUUGGUUUGUCCACGACGACGACGACGACAGAUGUGAGUGUGAGUGGUGUUGGUGGAUUGUUGGAGUAUGUGGUUGAGAUGCGUGAGUCUAGUCAACGUGCUGGUCGUGGAGUGAGUAAAACGAGUGAAUUGAGUGUGAGGAUUGACGGUCUUCAGAUCAACAAGUCGUAUGUGUUUAGUGUUGCAGCGAAGAAUGAUGUUGGUCAAUCCGAGUUUGCAGAAACGAAACCAGUUUCAACUAAAUUAGAUUAUGGACCUCCAACUCCUCCAUUGAAUGUUACUGCAUCUGUAUCUCCAUCAUGUGCUGAACCAGAAGAUCAAAUGAUAACAGUGAAUUGGUCGGAAUCUGAGACAGCAACAAAAACAUCUACUGGAUCAUCUCCACUUUAUUACAUUGUAGAGUAUAGAGUAGAUGAAGGACGUGUUUGGAAUAAAUUAAUCUGUGGUAAAGAAGUUACUGGUAUGAAGUUAGAUUUUCCUCCAAUUAAAGAAAAUAUGAGCGCUGGUAAAUCAUAUGACUUCAGAGUUAUAGCUGUUAAUAAAGCUGGUACAAGUGAACCAUCAAAACCAUCGAAUUCAAUCCAACUAGGUAUAUUACUCGAAUUUAUACGUCAAUUAGAAGAUUUAAUUAUAACUAACAUUGAACCAAUUGAAUAUAAAUUGGAAUGUGAAUUAUCACGUAAACCAAGAACAAUGAUAGCUUGGACAAAAGAUAAUAAACCAUUAAUUAUAAGAUCCGAUGAUACACAUAUGAAAUUUAUUGAUCAAGGCACAAUUCAAUCAAUUCAUUUUACACAUUUAAUUGAUACAGAUAUUGGUGAUUAUGCAAUACAAGUAGAGAAUAUUUCAUCAAAAUGUAAAUUAGAAAUUAAAGCUCCACCAACAAUUCGAAUAUCUGAUCAAUUUGAAGAUCAUAUUACUUUAAAGGCUGGUACUUCAAAAAUCCUAGAAAUUCCAUUUAUAUCUUCACCAAAACCUAAAAUUAAAUGGACAUGGGCACCAAGCACUGAUUUGACUCAAGAACAAACUCCUAGAUUUAAACCCGAUAUAGUUGCUGGUUUAACUACAUUACCUUUAAGUCGAGUAAAACGUGAAGAUAGUGGAGCAUAUAAAGUUACAAUAUCAAAUGAUCUUGGUGAAAUUUCCAUAACAAUUCAUGUCAUUGUUAUUGAUAAACCAUCUCCACCAAGAAAUCUUGCAAUAACUGAUGCUACAGAUAAAUCAGUCAUGUUUAAUUGGGAUGUACCAGUUAGUGUAAAUGAAAAUGAAUCUUUAGAAUAUGUUGUUAAUUAUAGAGAUGCAACCAAAUAUUCAAGUCAACCAAUUAAUGUUUGUGUAACAAAGGAAUUGAAAGCAUUGAUAGAUGGUCUUAAACUGGGAUCUCAAUAUAUAUUCUCAGUUUGUGCACGAAAUGAAGUUGGUGAUUCCGCCUUUGCUGAAAGUCAGGCAUUCUUAAUGAAGUAUUCUUUUGACCCACCUGAAGCUCCAGGAAUACCUCAGGUUACAAUAUUAGAAAGUGGUCGCGUUUCACUGGAAUGGACACCUCCUUCAUCAGACGGUGGUUCUCCCAUCACAGAGUAUUUCAUUGAAAGCAUGGAUGAACGUCCAAUUGUAAAAGGUCAGCGCCGUACAUCGACCUACGGUUCUCGAGCACAGUGGAAUUCACUAACUUCAGGAAUUAUAUUUGAACCUAAUGUUCAACCGAAAGCUACAGUAACUGGUUUGUCACCUGAUAAACAAUAUACAUUCCGGGUAUGUGCUGUUAAUAAGGCUGGUAAAGGGCCAUUUAGUCCGCCAUCAGAAUCUUGUUUACCCUUAAUGAAACCUCCUAAAGUUCCUGGAAAACCUGGUCCUAUAACCGUCGAACCUUUAAAUGAAUCAAGUGUCAAUUUAACUUGGACACCUGGUACUGUGAAUGAAGACUUUGGACCAGCUGAUUAUUAUAUCAUUGAAACUUGUGAAGAUGAUGGUAAUGAGUGGAAAGAAGUUGGAAAGACAACCAAGCCAGAUGAUUGCAACUUGAACGUGAACAAUCUAGAUAGUUCAACACGUUAUCAAUUUCGUGUUCGUGGAUUGAAUAAAGAAGGUGUCGGUGAACCAUCAAAACCAUCAGAAAGGAUUUGCUUAAAGAAAGAUGCUCCAUUAAUUAUAACCAAAGAAUUAGAAUCAAUUCAUUUGAAUGAAAUUCCACAAACAAUUGAAUUUAUAUGUCAUCUUUCUAAAGUACCACAAAAAGUUCAAUGGUUCUAUGAUAAUAAACGUUUAGAUACAUCAAAUUUACGUAAAUAUCGUUUUAUUGAUGAUGGUAAAAUACAAAAAUUAGAAAUAUUAAAAAUUACAUUAGAUGAUGUUGGUAAAUAUUCCAUUAAAAUUGAUAAAUUAGAAUCAAAAGCAACAUUUGAAAUUGAAUUACCACCUAAGCUUUGUCUACCAGAUGAUUUCUCUGAUACAAUCAUACUUACUCAGGGGAGUAAUCGUAAUAUAGAAAUACCAUUUACUUCUUGUCCACCUGCUACUAGUAUUGUUUGGUAUUGGAAUGGUAGUCGUACUCUGCCUGAUCCAACAAAACGAACUGUUCCAGAUAAUGAUUCAAAGUCUCAAGCAGUACUUCGUCUUACUGCAGUACAAGUUUCUGAUGGUGGAAUUUAUGAAGCUAUUAUCACUAAUCCAUAUGGAGAAGCUAAAGCAACCAUAACAUUGAAAGUUCUUGGAACCCCUGGCCCAGUAACAUCAUUGGAAGCACAUGUUGAGUCACCUACAGAAGUAUCUGUUUUAUGGAAACCACCUGAAGAUGAUGGCGGUAGCCCAUUGACAGGAUAUAAAAUUGAACAACGUCAAUUAGCUCCUGAACCUGGAGGUGUUUUACGUUCUCAGGCUAAGGAGUGGAAGUCAAUUGCAAAUGUUAGUUCGAAAUCAAAAACAUCUGACGAUGAAGAACCAUUUGUACAUCGUAUCACAGGGUUAACUGAAGGAGCCACUUAUUUGUUUGGUGUUUCUGCAGUUAAUGAUUGUGGAAGUGGACCAAGGAAAGAAAUUUCCGAUGGCUUAAUAAUGAAAUCUCCUUAUGAUAUUCCGGAAAUUCCAAAACAACUUACUGCCAAACCAAUAAAUCAUUCCACUAUUGAAUUAGAAUUCAAAUUACCAGUUACACAUGUGGAAGCACCUUUAACUAGUGUAAUUGUUGAAUAUCGUCCUAAAAAUGUAUCAAGAUGGAAAACUCAAACAUUUGAACCAUGUUCUAUAGUACAAAUUGAUAAACUUGAAGCAAAUACAGAAUAUGAAUUUUGUGUAAGUUGUACUAAUUUGGCUGGUAAAAGUGAAUCAUCAAAUCCUGUUAAAGCUAAAACAAAACAAUUGCCAAAACCUCCUGAUGCUCCGAAGCUUGACAAUGUUACACCUGUCAAUACAAACUCAGUAAAAGUCAAUUGGUUUUCUCCAACAACUGAUGGUGACAGUCCAAUUACAUCAUAUCAAAUAGAGAUGUGCGAUGCUAAAAAUGGCACUGAAGUAUGGAAACCAAUUGAUGCUUUAAACAUAGAUCGUGCAGAUCAAAGGCUACUAUCUCCAGACGAACAAAAAUCAUAUGAGUUAAUUGUGAAAAAUUUAGACAAUUCCAAAUCUUUCAAAUUUCGUGUUAUUGCUGUGAAUAGUAUAGGACCAGGUAAACCAUCGAGAAGUUCACAACCCGUUACACCUGGAAUUGAAGUCAAUAUUAUUCGACCAUUGAAUAAUGUUUAUUUUGAUGAAAUUCCAAAAUCUGGAACAAAAGUUGAAUUAGAAUGUGAAUUAAGUCAAUCUAAUUGUCGAAUAAAUUGGUUAUAUAAUGGAAAACCAAUUGUAUUGGGUAAAAAAUAUGAUUUUUCUCCAGAAGGAAAUAUUUAUCGAUUAAUUAUUAAUGAUAUUACACUUGAUGAUAUGGGUACAUAUGAAUUAAAUUAUAAGAAGUUAAAAACACAAUGUAAUGUAGAAGCUAAAAUUCCACCAACACUUCUUGAAGAUACAGAAGAAAGUCAUACACGUCGUAUUAAUGUUGGUUCAAAUUGUGUACUUGAAGUACCAUUUAAAGCUUAUCCAAAACCUACUAUAAAAUGGAUUGCUCAAGGUAUACCUAUUACUGAUAAAACAAAACGUUAUCAAGUCAAUAUAGUAUCUGGUUUAACAUCAUUAUCUAUACAACGUGUACAAAAUGAUGAUACUGGUCAAUUAGUUGCUAUUAUUGAAAAUGAACAUGGAAAAUUAACAUGGAAAUGUGAACUCAUUGUUAUUGAUAAACCAAAACCAGUUGAAAAUUUAACUGUUGAACCAAGUAUAGAUCAACUUUUUAUGAUAAUUCAUUGGAAACCACCACGUAAAGAUAUAAAUAAUCCAAUAACACAUUAUGAAUUAGAAUAUCAUAAUUCAAAAAAUCGUUCAUGGCAACCAUUUAAUAAUGGUCCAUUAGAUACAGAUGAUUUAUAUAAAAUACCAAAUCAUUUAACAACAAUUCAAAUAAAAAUUACUGAAAAAGAAACAGCAAAUAGUUUAGCAUCAAAUACAGAUUAUUAUUUUCGUAUGAUAGUUGUGAAUUCAAUUGGAAAAAGUGAACCAACUGAAACACGUUCAUUUAUUAAAACACCAAGAUUACCAAAACCACCGAAAUUAAAAUAUGAUACAACUUUGGAAAUGUGUAAGACAACCGCUGGACAAAAGCAUGCUAUACCCGUUAGUGUAGAAGGUGAACCAUCUCCACAAAUAAAUUGGAAAUUUAUUCCUGACGGUCAUCCAAGUGAUGAGAAAAUUCCACUUCCUAGUGAUGCACAAACAGAAGCAUCCGGUCCUGAUCAAGAUGGUGUGAAUAAAAUUGCAUUGAAAUUCCGAAAAAUAUCACGAUCAUGUGACGGCACAUAUAUUUUAACAGCUGUAAAUAGUUGUGGUGAAGCUCGUGCUGAAUUUCAUGUAACUGUGUUGGGUUUACCAAGUGCACCACAGAAUCUUAUUGCAGCAAAUUUGUCAAAAACUUCCAUUCGUUUAAAUUGGUCACCACCUACUGAUACUGGAGGUAGUCAAAUAUUAAAUUACGUCAUAGAACAAGCUGUAGUUAAAAAUAAUUUUGCUACACCAUCUACUGUAGGUUAUUGGGAACCUGUAACACGUAAUCUUCCAGUACAUGAAGCAUCUGAUGGUUCUACAGGACAUAUUUAUGAUAUUAUUAAUUUGGCAUCAGAAAAAUAUAUGCUUUUUAGAGUAGCAGCUCAAAAUAAACAAGGAAUUGGUGAAUUUGAAGCUAUUACAAGUCCUCUUUUAGUUACAUCUCCACAUAAUUUACCUGGACCACCAAAAGAUUUAAAUGGUACAACUGAUAAAGAUGGACAAGUUCAUUUAGAAUGGAAACCCCCACAACAUGAUGGUGGUGCUAAAAUUAUAAAUUAUAUCAUAGAAAAAUGUUCAUCAUUAAAAGAUGCUAAUUGGUCUGAGAUUAAACUUUCUGAUUCAUCUAAUACAAUGCGAAUUAUACCAAAUCUUAGAGAUGGUAUCUGUUACUUCCGUGUAUCAGCUGUCAAUGAUGCUGGAAAAGGUUCACCAUCUAAUAUCAUAAAUGUAGAUGUUAAAAAAGGUUCUGAUAAACCUGAUCAACCAGGUCAACCAACAGUUGAAGUAAUUGCAGAUGGUGCUGUUCAAUUGCGUUGGUCACAACCAUUAAAUGAAGGUACUGGUGGACCAAUAAAAGGUUAUGAAGUACAAAUUUGUGAAGUUGGUUCAAUUAAAUGGAAACCUACUUCAUCAGAUUUAUGCUCAGUGAAUGAAAUUCGUUUAACUGGAUUAAAUCCGGCACAAGAUUAUUUAUUUAGAGUAAUUGCAAUUAAUGAUGCUGGGUUAAGUUUACCUUCUGAACCCAGUAGACCUAUUCGACCAGCUACUGAUGUGGAUUUCGUUCGCCAGUUGGAGAAUCAGUCUAUUACAGAGUUACCAUCUGAUGUUGUAUUUGAAUGUGAACUCUCUCGACCUGGUAUGACAUUGAUAUGGUCUAAAGAUGGACGUGAUCUAAAUUUGUCGUCACGGUGCGUGUAUAGCGUUAUUGGAGAAGGUGACAAAGCUUUUUGUAUUCAUCGACUAACUCUUAUAAAGGUUAGUCCGGAUGAACAAGGUGUAUAUAGUGCGAGAUUAGUAACUGGGAAAAAAACGGAAGCUAUGUUGACGAUUGAAUGCCCACCAAGAAUACUUUAUGAUGGACCAUUAGAAAUACAAUUACUCAGUGGCAAAAGUACAGUGAUUGAAGUACCGUAUACUGGUGCACCAUUUCCAGACGUUAAUUGGUCAUUUAAUCAUGGACCAUUACCGAUUGGAGCAAAACGUGAUACUCCUAUUGCAUCAGUAGAUACAGUAUAUGGAUUAACAUGUUUGCGUCUGCGUCAUGUUACAGGAGAAAUUACUGGAAAUUACAAACUUCUGAUAAGUAAUGAGCUGGGAAAGGCAACUUUAGAACUUAUUGUGAAAGUACUAGAUGUUCCAGGACCUGUACGUCAAUUGAAGGCAACAGUUCAAAACCAACCGUCUGGUACUGCAUUACUUACAUGGCAAGCACCAAAAGAGGAAGGCGGUUCACCAAUAAUUGGUUAUCUUGUUGAAAAACGUGAAGCGAAUAAACGUAGUUGGACACCAUUUGGCUCCCAAGUUAAAGAAUUAAGCUGUGCCGUUGAUGGUUUGACAACUAAUACAGGUUAUUUCUUCAGAGUUAUGGCUCAAAAUAUAUCAGGUUGCUCUGAGCCAACAGAAACCGAUAUAUCAGUAGUGAUACCAUGUUUAACAAAACCUCCAUCAGCUCCAGGGACGCCAGAAGCAAGUGAUAUUGGUACGGAUUCAUGUCGAGUCAGUUGGGAACCACCCAGUUCAGAUGGUGGUGCUCGAUUAACAUUUUAUCAUUUAGAGAAAAGAGCAAAUCUUAAAGGUAAUUGGGUAAGAGCUUGUGCAGAUAAAUUACCUAUUUUGGCAAAUGAAGUAAAAUCUACCUAUGUGACAAAAGUAACUGGGCUUGUACCAGAUAAUGUCUACGAAUUUCGUGUAGCAGCUGAAAAUGCUGAUUUCAUGGUUGGCGAAUACUCCAAUUCAAGUCAUAGAAUUUCAACUCAGCUACCAUUCUCUGUACCCGGUAAACCAUCAAGACCUGAGAUUCAAAAUAUUACAGAAACAACUAUUGGUUUAGCCUGGAAAGCACCAUAUGAUGAUGGAGGAGAUUCAGUAAAAAAAUAUGUUGUUCAAUAUAAAACUACAUCAUCAAGUGAAUGGAAAACAGUUAGUGAAAUGCCAGUUGAUCUGGAAUUUACUGUAGCUCAUUUACAAUCAGAUGAACAAUAUGAAUUCCGUGUAGCAGCUAUCAAUUCAGCUGGUCAAGGACCAUGGUCUGAUACAUCGGAACCAUGUAAUCCAGCUAAAGCGAUCGAAUCUUCUAAACCUUCAUUAGUCAAUCCUUUAAGUAAUGUAACAGUAUUAGUUGGUCAAUCAGUUGAAUUAAAUUGUGAUUUUCAAUUGGGUGAACCAAAAGGAAAUGUUACUUGGUUUAAAGACGGUAAACCCAUAAGAAGUCAAGUCAAGUAUUCAACAAGUUCAGCAUGGGAACGCCGAGCUAAUUUAAAAAUAAAUCGUACUAAAUUAGAAGAUGCUGGUGUAUUUAGUUGUGUAGCAGAGAAUCCAUCGGGUAAAGUUGAAACAACAUGUCGUGUAAUUGUAGCUCAAAAACCCAUUUUAAAUCUUGAAUUAGACAAAUCUGCAUCAAGUAAUGUAACUGGAAUUUUAAGUAAAUCAGAUCACUUAACUGGUCGAGUCGGUGGCUGUUUAGUACUGAAAGCUACUUGUGAAGCUUUUCCAGAUUGUGAAUCUAUAGUAUGGUUUAUCAAUGGAAAACAAGUUGAUUCAAGUUUAGAUUCAGAAUUAUUAUCUCGUGUAAUAAUUAAUGAUACACCUACAAGUCGAAUUUCAAAUGUACCUAAACCUCAAGUUUCCAUACUAACUAUCAGUAAUCUACAUCUUUCGGAUGCUGGUGAAUAUGGAUGUAGUUCAGUAAAUGAAGUAGGAACUGCUCAAUCUGCUAUAAAAUUAAUUUUAAACGAUCGUCCACAACCACCAAUGUCCAUUGAAGUAAUUGAAAAUCGUGGUCAAGAUUGGAUAGAGGUUAAAUGGGAAAGACCAUCUAGUGAUGGUGGUUCAAAAUUGACACGAUAUGUAAUUGAACGUCGUGUUAUUGCUACUUCUAGUGAUCGACCUACAUCAAUUCAUGAAACAAAUUGGUCUAAUGUUGGUCAAGCUGGACCAUAUGAUGAUCAUUUACGAAUACAAAAUUGUAAACCUGGAACAGUUUAUUCAUUCCGUAUUUUUGCUGAGAAUGAAAUUGGUAUGAGUGAUCCAACAGAAAUUGAAUCACCUUAUCAAAUGAAAUUAUAUACAGAUUUACCAUUACCUCCGACUCAUGUCACAGCAGAACGUUCAUCGCCAAGAGAAGCUAAAAUUCAAUGGCGUCCACCUAUUAUUGAUGAUGGUGAUUCCAUUCAAGGUUAUAUGGUUGAAUUACGUGAAACACCAGAUCCAAAAGGUCAAUAUACAUCAAGAUGGACACAAGCUAGUCCGAAAUUAAUACGAUCCGGUACUACCUUAAAAGUUGAUGAUUUACAUCCUGAUAUGUUUGUUCAAUUCCGAGUUCGCGCUCGUAAUCCAGUUGGAUUUAGUGAACCAUCUGAACCAUCUGAUUGGAUUGAGCCUAUAGUAAAAAAACCCCGUGAAAGUGUAGAUGAAUCAAUGCGCAAAAAAGAUGACACUACGAAAUUACCUAAAGAUGAUAAACCACCUUUGGAUAUUGUACAAGAAAUAAUCGCACUUAAAGAAGCUAGUCGUCCGAAGAAAAUACUUGAUAAAGAUGCACCUCGAAUACAACUUAUUAAUGAAGAUACUUAUCGUUUAAGACCAGGAAAUAAUUUACGUGUCGGUGUACAUAUUGAUUCUAGUUCCAAAGCUAAUGUGGAACUUUUAACAGCAAGUGGGCAACCAUUACUUGGGAAUGCACUUGGAAGAACUCGUAUAGAACAAUUUGGAGAUGAUUUCUAUGUGAAUUUACGUAAUGUCAAUCUGUCUGAUGCAGGUACUUAUUGUAUAAAAGCAAUAAAUACAGCAGGUGAAAGUAAUCAAUUAAUUAAUUUAAUUGUUCUCACUGAACCACUUCCACCAAAAUCUCCGUUGAUAGCUAAAGUAAUUGAAAGUCCUAAAGGAUACUCUGAAGGUGCAACAGUUGAAUUAACAUGGGGACCAUCACCAUUACGUGAUGGUGAAUCACCAGAACUUACUUCACCAGUAUUAGGAUAUUGCGUUGAACGACGUGAAGGUCAACGUCGACAACAAUUUAAUUAUCCUAUUCGUUUGGUUGGUUCAGAUAAAUUAUCUGUAAAAAUACCAGAUUUGAAACCAGGAAUUGAAUAUGUAUUUCGUGUCAGUUCAUAUAAUGAUGUAGGAUCAAGUGAACCAACUUAUUCAGAACCACUUGUCAUUAAAUCUCCAUAUGGUGUUCCUGAUGCACCCAAAGGUCCUUUAGUUUGUUCUGAUCUUACGGAUUCCUCAUUGAAACUUACAUGGUUACCACCUGAAGACAAUGGUGGUCUACCUGUGAAAAGAUAUUAUAUUGAAAUGAAAGAUGUUGGUAAUCCUGCUGGAUGGAUACCUUUAGGUACUGUAUCAGCAGAUUCUACUUCUUAUCUGGUUAGUGGAUUACAACAAGGAUUCGCUUAUCGAUUUCGUGUGCGGGCUGCUAAUGAUGAAGGGCUCAGUGAUUGGUUAGAAACAGACAAAUCUAUAUCUUUCCGCCGCCCAGUAACAAAGCCAUCUCAGCCUGAGGGACCUUUACGAAUGCUGCCCGAUGGAGAUAGAGCCGUCCGUUUAACUUGGAAUGCUCCGCUAGACGACGGUGGAUCUCCAAUUAAAGAUUUCAUAGUUGAAGUAUGCCUCGAUAGAUCAGGAGAACAUUGGCAACCUGUUGGUGAAGUGCGUGGAUUAAGCAAACGAAUUGAAAAUCUUAUUUCAGAUGGCAUUUAUAGCUUUCGCGUCAGUGCUCGUAAUGAAGACGAUAAAGUUGGUCCACCACUUUAUUCAGAAAUCUACAAACCAGGUGCGCCUAUGACGCCACCUGGCCAACCUGUUGGUCCACUAAAAGCUACAUGUAUCGGAAUCGGUCAAGUGAAAUUGGAAUGGAAACCUCCAAUAGUCGGUGGUCAAAGUGGUUGUGGAGUUCCUGAUGAGUAUUUAAUUGAACGCUAUGAACAAAAGAAAGCACGUUGGGCGUACGUGACUCGUCAAAGUGCUUCAACCGGGACAACUGUAGUAGUCUCUAACUUGCAGCCGGGUUCCGAGUGCCAGUUUCGUGUGCGGGCUGAAAAUAGAGCAGGGUCUGGCCCUUUGCUUGAAUCUGAUCGUCCAAUCACAGUCGUUAGUCCAUUUAAUCCACCUGGUCCACCUGAAGGUCCAAUUAAUAUCUCAGAAGUUCAAAUGGGUGCUAGUCGAGCGGACUGUUCGGCUCGUAUUUCUUGGCGACCUCCCUUAGAUACAGGUGGCUUACCACUUACUCGUUAUGUGCUACAAAUGCGUUAUGCUAAUACUCCAGGUUGGCAUAGAGUGACGGGGCUUCAACGAACAAUUAGUACAGAUGAAAUAAGUGAUAAAUUAGACACUGGAAAAAUAGAUUUGGCUACUACUUCACUUGUAACUGGUUUAAUGCAAGGUCAACGCUAUAUUUUCCGAGUUGCUGCUGUUAAUGAAGUCGGAACAGGUGCAUUUUUAGAAUCUGAAACAUUUGAAAUGCCUGAAGAUGAUAGCUGUAAACCUAAAGCAGACUGGGUUCGUAUUGCUGGAAAAUCAGCUGAUAGUGUAACUGUAGAAUGGCUUGUCCCACACGACUGUCGUCACGACCAUGGACCUAAUCGAGCUCAUCACCUAGCUAUUGAUGGUUUUCGUGUGUUCGUUAGACCAGCAACAACACCUCAGCCAAGCAAUGUAUCUCAAUGGCAACAAGUUGCUGAAUUAGACCACUAUCUUAAUCGUCUGGUUGUAGGAAAUUUAAAACCAAACCAAUUUUAUUAUUUUGGUGUGGCUGCUGUGAAUCAGUCAGGUCAAGGUGAAAUCAUUUCUACUAAAGAACCUGUUUGUCCAGAAGCUAUUACAACUGUACCAAGUCAACCUAUAGGACCAUUACAAGUAUCUAAUAUAACAGAUAAUAGUUGUCAAUUAUCAUGGUUAAGUCCUGCAAGUGAUGGUGGCAGCCCAAUAUUAGGUUAUAGAAUAUACAAACGUGAAAUGUAUCGACGUAGUUGGCAAGAGAUUGGACGUAUAACUGAACUAUCUGGGUUGACUAGUUCAAGACAAUUACAAUUUCAAGUACAAUAUUUAAUGCAUGGUACUGCUUAUGAAUUUCGUGUUGUAGCUGAAAAUAAGAAUGGUUUAUCUGAACCAUUAGAUACACAAGCUCAAGUGCAUCCAGCCAAAGAGACUAGUGUCCCAGGACCACCAAGAGGACCAUUACGUGUGCGUGAAGUUCCUGAUAGUAUUGGAACGCUGGAGUUGACUUGGUCACCACCAUAUGAGCUAGGAGGAUUACCUAUACUUGGCUAUCAAUUAGAAAUACGCCAAGGACGCUCAUUUAAUUGGAAACCAUAUCCUUCAUCGCAUGAACUUGUUGCUUGUGGACCUGAAAAUAAAUUUCAACCGUCACAUAUUAUUACCGAUAUACAACCAAAUAAAGAAUACUUUUUCCGAGUGUCAGCUGUCAAUAAAGAAGGAAUUGGUUUACCACUUACUGCUGAUGAUAGUUAUGUAAAAUCCAUAAACUUAGCUCCACCAAAACUUGUAAUGGGUCGUCGAAUUCCCCCCGAUGAAGCUGUAGAUCAAAGUCAUGUGAAACCAAUACUACAAGUUUCUUGGGAAUGGACUCCAUUAAUGGCAUAUGAACCACAACCAAUAGGUUUUCAAGUGGAACGACUUGAUAUUGCAUCUCGAGGCGGGAAAUGGGAAUCGAUUGAUUUUAUUCCUAUCAGUGAUCGUACACAAAGAAAUUAUACUCACCAGUCCAUUUCACCAAGUCAUGAUGGGAGUUAUAAGUUUAGAGUAUCCACUGUAUACAAUGAAGGUGCUAGCCAACCGGUUGAAACGGGCGUUGUAUUGGCUAGUCUUCCAACAAUAGGACGAUCUGAUUCGACAACACCCAGUCACUAUGUACCUCCCGUUCCAUCUGUUUUGCUCAAAUCUGAUAGCAAACUGGGUUAUGAACUUGAGUGGGAGGCUCCAGAAGGUCAAGGUGCUGAAGAUAUUAAAGGGUAUACGUUGGAAGAUUGGGAUUCAAGGAAACAGAAGUGGGCACCAUUAAUAGAAAUUCCAGUAAGUGCGCCUCGACAGUUAGUUUUGGCUGCAUCACACACACCUGACAAGGACUAUAAAAUGAGAAUUAUUAGCCAUGGAAAAGCUGGUAAGUCUAUUCCAACGGAAUUCGGACUAUAUCGGAGUCCGAUUGAGUCAAUCUCAUCUAGGCCUCCAUCUAGAUCAUGGACAACACUACCAAGUACAUCAGGUCUUCCAAUUUCUGCGAUGUCCCAUGAUAAAACUCGUCCACGAGCAGAUAUUGACGAUGACUUUGAUUUGGAAUUGGCCAUGAUUACGGGAGUUGAACCUGGUUCUGAUGAAGUAAAUGAGUUCAUUCGCUCAAGGCGUCAGAUGGUUCAAGAUAUGACGCAACGCAUGAUUACACCAUCAUCCAUAGGAAGAUUUAGUUCAUUAGAAAAAGGAAGACUGGAUCUAGAUCGCACUGAAAGUUCACUAUAUUCGACUGGAAGGCUGACUUCUCAGUUAAGUAUUUCAUCCCCAGCCGGCCUGUAUAUUUCAGAUCAACUAAGAGGAGAAAUAGUAGGUCCAACAUCUGUUCAUCUCAUUUGGCCUGAACCAAGUGGGUUGUUAGCUCCAGACAAAAUAGCUUUUUAUGACAUUCAGAAGUGGGAACCUGCUCAUUCUAAAUGGGUUUCUGUUGCCAAGGCUCCGUCUAAAGUUACAGACUACACUUUAACUGGUCUCCGGUCGAGUGAUGAAAGCGGAUGGUGGUUCCGUGUCGUGCCUUCAGGCCGUGACGCAGAAUCGAUUGGAGCACCUUAUCAAAUGGCUAAACCUCUUUAUCCAAGAUCUCAGCAUGCUACAGUUCCUUCUUCUGUUUGGGGUGUAGAAAUUUCUCCUGUUUUUGGUUUACAUAAGAUAGAUCAGCGAACAAUUCAAGUUAACUGGAUGAAACCUAGUAAUGAUGGUGGUUCUGAAAUACUUGGUUAUCGUUUACUAAUUUAUGAUGCCGAUACUGGUGAUGAACAAGAGAUAAUUGUUUCUCCAAAAUUUUUAACUUCUAAAAUUGACUCUUUAGAUGCCUUUCAUGUUUAUAGAAUUACGAUUACUGCAUUUAAUCGUAUUGGUGAUUCUAUACCAGUUACUUCAACUGUACCAUUACAUCGUGAAACACCUGGCUUACCGUCUCUACCCUUACCACCCAGUGAUUUUCGAGCUGUUUUAACAGAUCAUUUUAACAAAGAAUAUUCCAGUUGUAUUUUAUCAUGGAAACCCCCAUCAUUACUUCCAUCAUCACCUAUAGAUUUUUAUGUUAUUGAAAAAUGGAGUUCACAAUCUAAACAAUGGAUUCCAUUUAAAAAAGUUCCAUAUGAUGUGUAUGAAAUUGAAAUUACUCAUUUACUUGAUGAUGUAGAUUAUGGUUUUAGAAUACGAUCACAAAAUGUCGCUGGCUUAAGCGAACCAUUAUGCUUAAACACUCAUAUUCGACCAAAUUUAGUCAAAGAAAAAGAUACUAAAGCGUUACCACCACCAGCUCCUGGAGCCCCAUUAGAAUUAAAACAACUUCAUAUUAAUCAAAGUGUAUCAAAGUUAAAGGCAGUGACAGAGACUGCUAAUCGUGUGAUGGAACUAUGCUGGAGUCAACCUACCUUCUUAACAGAUGAUGUAGGUCCAGUUAGAGGUUAUGUUGUUGAGGCUAGAAGAAGAGGUCAGGAAAACUGGGCGCUACUUGGCCGGCUACCUUCUACAAGAGACAGACAUUGGAAUAUUGUAUUUGGUCCUCAAACUGGUGAUUAUAAUAGGACUCCAACCCAACCUCACUCUCGACUACCCUCAACUCUUACCGACUCUUCUGACAAGUGGGAUAUGAGCUUGCCGCAAACCUUUUCGAAAAGUUAUCCAUCUCCAUCUAUGUUGCCAGGAGAACCGAAAGACUAUGAAUUUCGUUUAUAUUCAGAAAAUGAAUUUGGAGUAAGUGAACCAAUUUAUUUAAGACCCAAACUUGGAAGUCCUUUGAUUUCUGAACCACACUAUAAUAGGCAAUCAGCUUUUGAGUACUACGAGUUACCAACUCACAUAUCACCUCCAAGAGGACCAGUUCGUUUAGAAACCAGGCCGAAGUCUUCUUUGUAUCAUGACAGAGUCCAAAGUGAUAAAGAUGUCACACCAGAAGAUUUGAUUUUGCAUUGGAAGCCUCCUUAUGAUACAACUAACAUUUCUGGCUACGAAGUAGUAUAUCGCACACCAUAUGAAAUGAAAUGGCAACCUAUAGGUAGGACAGAUUUAUCCGACACAAAUCUAAGAAUACCAAGUUCAUUAUUAAAUGAUUUUCCACAAACUGUUCAUGUUGGUGUACGUUCUGUUGGUGAUUAUAUUCCCGGAAUGACUGAACGUCCAUACUCUGAAACAAUUGAAGAAGUUUUGUCCGUUCCACAAAGUAUGUUUACAUCAUCUUACCAACCUAUACCUUAUAAAACAGCAAAAGAUACAUUUAGUCUACGGGCUCCUUCAGAGGUUCGUGCCAGUGUUUUCAAAUACACUCCUGAAAAAGAUAGCCCCGAAGAAGUAGCCGUGGCAUGGCGCCCACCCAGUGGAAAAUCAGUGGAAAAACAUGGUUUGGAAAGUUUGCCAGAUUCUUAUUUAAUUUUAACUAGGGAGUUAGGUCAUUCUGAUUGGAAAGAAAUUCAAACUAUCCCUAGUAAUAUCACCAACACCCAUAUUAGAUCAUCUUUGCUACCACAAGGUCGAGAUAUAUAUAUUGGUGUGGCGCCUGUUCGUGGUAUUCAAAUAGGACCAAUUAUGUCUACUUUAGAUACAAUAAAGUUAUCGGAACCUACAAGCCCGGGAAGGCUCUCUUCAAGAAGUUCUUUACCAUUCAUUUCAGCUGAGCCAUUGAUUGUUUUACCAGAAGGACCAGAUGCAAUACGCGUUCAAUGGAAACCUACAGAAGCGUUAAUUAGUAAAUUACCUCAAAAAGGAAUUUCAGAUUAUCGACUAGAAAUGAGACGCCCACAUGAAAUGGACUGGAAGCCUAUUGGAAUUCCAAAAUAUCUAGAUAUGUUGGAUGGAAUAUUACCCAUUUCAAGUCCAAUAGAAUAUAGACUGGAUAAUCUAAAACCAGGUGAACGUGUAGAAUUGCGCGUCGCUACUCGACCAACUCAUUCAGCCCCAUCGAUUCCUAUAACUGAUACAUUAUUUUAUCAGUUCAUUCCUCCUUAUGAUGUACCUUCAAAACCUAGAGGACCUUUAAUGAUUGAUAUAAUACCUACCUAUUCUUCAAUAUAUUCAAGAAGGCCUUCAUCUAGUCUAGAAAGAAUUGAAUCUCCGUUGUCAUUCUCAACACAUACAACACCACAUUUGGACUCAAAAAUGAUUCAACUUAAAUGGCAUGCACCCAGUGACACAGGUGGUUUACCUGUCACAGAAUAUGUGAUAGAACGUCGUGGAGGUCCAGUGAAAAGCACCUCAAGUGAAUGGAUCCCCGUAUUAUCUGUUUCAGGAGAGACAACUUCGGCAGUGAUUCCAUUUCCAAGUACUCUGACUAAUGUUUACCCUUAUUCUUACCGUGUUCGAGCAGUCAAUCGUAUGGGUGCAAGCAGUCCAUUAGAAACUUUAAGACCAUUGGAUUUUGAGACAUCACUGUUAGAUCAAGCUAGCAGACCUUCUUCUCGUGUUAGUUACCGACCACUACCACCCUCUGCACCAGCUGGACCCUUACGAUCAGAAUUUCUUCCUUUUGAUUCAGGUCUUCAUUUAGAAUGGCAGCAUCCUCAAAAGAGCUCUUACAAAUUAGAUGAAUCACUGUCUAUGCCAUCCUCAUACGUAAUCGAAGCUACUGAGGCUAGCAGACCAGACGCACCUUGGAUUGAAGUUGGCCGUGUCCCUGGUACUGUCACAUCAGCUGAUGUUCGAAUUUUGCCUACACCGUAUAGAAGCGAGUCGACGGAACUUCCAUAUACACCAAGCUCAUACCAUGUACCCCCUACUCUUCUAUAUCGAAUAAGGAGUGAAAAUGAGUUUGGUUUAAGUGCACCACUUGUGACAAGAAUUGAACCACCUGGUUAUCCUGUAUAUGAAUCCAAACUUGGGUUCGAGCACCCAAAAUUAAGCUCCGGUCGCCUUGAAACUCGUUUACUGCCAACGUCAUCAGAAUUUCAACUACCUCAGAUUGAAUUACGCUGGCCUCCUCUUGCUCCAGAAUACAGACGACAAAGUUUCCCAUCAUCCGCUGAUCGCCGACCUAUAACCCCUCUCAUAACACCAGAUAUAAGUUACCUUGUCCAAGUUAGAAAAGCUGAAGAUAUUGGAUGGCAGACAUUAGCCACCUUACCAUACGGUCAAGAAACAUUUAUUUAUCACCCCAAAGUAGAAAAAAUACCCCAUAGACCACGGUCUAGCGUGGGCUCAGUUUACAGACUAGAGGAAAAACCAAUAUUUGAAGCUUACCAGUUCCGUGUAGCCCCAAGAAGUCAUUUCGGUGUUGGGAGAUUCAUAGAAUCGGAUGUGGUCAGCUGGAGUCCGUCUCAUUUGCAAGCUGGUGAUCACAGAACAGUAAGCUUACCGGGACCUAUAUCUAUGGAACUUAUGGUUCCAUCUGUUCCUCAACCAAUAAUACCUUCUCCUGAGCGUUUCCACUUGAUUGAUGUGUCUACCGAAUCAGCUAGUGAACGUAUGCAAAACAGAUUGGGAAGUAUAACAUUAUCCUGGCAUCCUCCAGCGGGUAUGUCUUCGACCUUACGCUCUACUGCAGAUUUUGUCGUUGAAUCAUGGCGUCCAGACAAACAAGAAUGGUGGCCGAUAGCACGACGACCAGCUGCUAUCAGUGCUGAAUCUGUACCGGGUAGAUAUGAAAUAAGCGUCGAUCGCUUACCACUCGGACAAACUUAUCAUUUCCGAGUUCUAACGGAAACAAAAGAUGGUCGAAGUGAACCAGUUAUUCUUCCGCAACCUGUUUUCAUGCCUCAAUUAGAUAAAGAAAAGAAAGCGAAACCAGCUCCACCUUCUCAUCUUAGAGUGUCAUUAUUAACUGGCAGUACAAAAGGUGCUUUGUUAACAUGGCUUCCACCAUCAACAGUAACAUUCUCAGGUCGACGUAGCAGUUUGUCAUUACGUUGUCCUCCAACUGGAUAUAUAUUAGAAUAUUGUACAUUACCAUCAACAGGAAAUGAACCAACUACUUGGAAACGGUUAGCAGUAUUGGAUGCUUGGGAAACAUCUUAUCAAACAACUGAUUUACAACCUGAAACUAGAUAUCUAUUUCGUAUAAUGUCUCGUGGACAGAUCACUGAUUCACCACGUUCUGUAACACCAUCAAGGCUUGGAAAAAUUAGUCGAACUACAAUUGAUUCAAGCGUUCUUAGUGAAGCAAUCCAUUCAGAAAUAUUUGAAAUGCCGAGAAAAACAAUUACUGUACCAAAAUUAACCGGUGAUUUAACAGUGAAAUCAACAACCAGUUUAUCUUCACUCUCACCAUCAGUUUCUUUACACUGGCAACCAAUUGAUGAACCAUUAACUGGAUAUAUAUUAGAUUUAUAUGAUUUAAAAGAACCAACUGGUUGGAGAACAAUUACACGGAUUAAUACAACUGAAAUACGUCAUCCAUUCCAUGGUGUUACAGUAACAGGUCUUCUACCGGAUCAUUCUUAUCGAUUCCGUGUUAUACCAUAUAAAGAUGAUUUAUUUGGUCGACCAUUAGAAACAUUGAAAGCUUAUACCGUUCCAAAAGCAGUAGGACAUGAGGAUAUUGAUUAUGAAUCAUUAAUUAUUCCUCCACCUAGGGGUCCAUUAUACGUGGAACCGGUCGGUGGUGGUGUUUAUCGUUUAAGGUGGCAACCAGUACAACUAAGAGGAUUAACUGAUAUUAUGCAUAGACGUAAAUUAGAUGAGGAAAUUGAAUAUAUUAUUGAACAACAAACACCAAAUCGAAGAUUUUGGUUCGAAGUUGGUCGGACUCGUCUUACUGAUUAUGUAUUACCGAUUAACAGUGCUACAGUUAGAUUUCGUAUACGCUCAUCAUUAGCUGAUAUUUCGUCAAGUAUCGACAAACGCACUAAUUAUUCACUUUCAUAUGAUGGUCUCCUCUCCGAAUGGAUUCAUACAUUAGAUGACAGUUUACAGUAUGAAAAUAUACCUCGCAUUGGGAGUCCUAAGAGACGAUUAUCUAGUGAUGAAGUUUUUGACAUUGGUCGAAUUGUUCCAGAUGGAUUACGAGUUCUUCAUGUUGGUCCAACUUCUGCCUUACUAGGAUGGAAUUCUCUUAGAAUAGAUGAAGAAACAUUAUAUCCAUAUUAUCUCAUUUUAGAACGACGUAUCAUCAAUAAGUACAAACCAAGUAUUUGGGAGCCUGUAGCAAGAAUUCGCACUUCUGAUACAUCAUACGAAGUACAUGGUUUAUCUUCUGGUACAACAUAUGAUUUUCGUCUUGUUGGAAUUGAAGAAUCAACUAAAACUCGAAGUACAAAAUAUUGUCAACUUUUAAAACCAUUUACAACUCUUGGACAAUUUGAUUCAUUUGAAGAUGAUAUAAAAAUAUUUUGGAUUGAUCAACCAAGAUCAUUUAAUGCUAUUAGUAAAAUUGAUGAAACUCAAGAAGGUAUUAUGUUAACAUGGAAAUCACCUGAAAUGCCUAAUCGUUUAGAUGAGAAAUUACUUUAUAGAAUUGAAGUAAGAGGUUUUAAUUUUUCAGGUGAACCAAUUACUAAUUGGACUAAAGUUAUUUCAGAAUUAAAAACAACACAAUAUUUUAUUAGUUAUAAUAAAUUAGAUAAUUUAUUUAGUCAAUCAUCUAAUUAUCAAUCUAAUAGUAUAUCAUCUAUAACUAGAAGAAGACAUAUAAGAUCAAUUGAUUUUGAUCAACAACAAUGGCAAUUUCGUGUAUUCGCUGAAUUGGAUAAUAAACAAAGUUUACCAGCUGUUACAAAAACACCAAUUACAUUAAUUCCUCAAGCUAAACGAAGUCCAUUACGUUUCAUCAAUUUGCGAGAUGAUCGUAUUAUUUAUGCUGUUCAUGGGCAAAAAUUAGUUUUGUCUGUAGAAGUUGAAGGAGAACCGAAACCAAAUGUCUUUUGGUAUUUGAAUCACAUACAAAUAGAUGAAAAAAUUUUACCUGGUUGUCGUGUGGCUCAAAUUGGUGUUGGUAUUUAUGAAUUAACUAUUGAACAAAUACAACCAAGUCAUGCUGGUUUCUUAGAAUGUCGUGUAUGGAAUAUUUAUGAAUCAAUAUCAGAAACAUGGGAAUUGAUAGUUUCAGCGGUGCCACGAUUCUGCCGACUUGGAUGGGCUGCACAACCUCAUGAAUAUGAAUUAAGACAUGGAGACAGCUGGUAUCUACGUGUUCCACUAGAAGGUUUAGAUUAUAUACAAGACCGUGAUUGGAUUACAAAAGUUUGGUUCGAGCGUUUAAGUCAUUUGACUCCUGGUCUUUCAGUUGAACCGUUGGAAAAUCGUGUUCGACUAAAUCUAUCACCUGGGUGCCGUUGGGUUGAAGUGGUUGUUGAUAAAUUAAAUCUAGCUGAUAGUGGACUAUAUCGACUAUGGAUACAGAAUCAAGCUGGUCGAGAUUACAUAGAUUUGCGUUUACGUAUUGCUGAUAAACCUUAUACUACACUACAGAAACCUCGAGUAAAACCACAUGGACCUGGAACAUUACUUAUAGAAUGGACUCCACCUUUGAUUACUGAUCGUUUAGAAUCUUUAGUUAAAUUUACUGGUUAUCGUGUAGAGUAUCGUCGUGAUGAACCUGGAGAAGAUUGGUUCCUUCUUGGUACUACAUCUGCUGAUCAAACUUAUUUUAUUGCACGUAGUCAAUUAAGAAAAGGUGUAAAUUAUCGUUUCAGAGUACGAUUAGAAAAUUGGCAUGGAUUAGGACCAGCUAGUGAUGCAUCAGAACCAGCACAAUUACCAGUACAUCGGCUUACAGAAGUUCUGGAUCUUAAUGAUAUGGAAUUCCGUCAUUAUACAGAUGGAUCAUUCGAUUCACGAUAUGAUAUUAUUGAAGAGUUAGCUCGUACUAGGAAUUCUGGUCUUUAUAGACUUGCUGAACGCUCAACUGGUCGUUAUUGGUUAGGGACUAUUAUAGAUACAAGUCCAUCUGCAUUGACUAAACGUCCAGUUAGUGCUUUAGGUAAACGCGACGUUAGCUAUCCAGAAUUACCUCCGCGUCCAGUUAGUGUUUUGGAAACUGAACGCCCUGUCCGUAGACGUGCUUCUUAUGAUAUAUCAAAGUAUACAACUAGACAUGAUAUUACUGACUGGGAACAGGAGAAAGCCGAACGUGAACUGAAACUACUUUCACGUAUCCAACAAGAAAACUUUGCACAUCUACAUGAAGCUUACACAGAAGCUAAACGUACUAUUUGUGUAAUGGAAGAUGUUACAUCCGGUGAUACAUUAUGGCAUCAAUUAGGUAGACGUAUUACAGUAACUGAACAUAAAGCAGCGGAUAUAUUACGUCAGUUAUUAGAUUUAACUGCACAAAUACACAAAAGUGGUGGUGUACAUCUUGGUUUACAACCAGAGAACAUCUUCUUUACUGAUCAAUCUAGACAACGGAUUGCAUUGGCUGAUCUAGGACAAAUGCAUGCACCAACUGUUGAUAAACCUGUUCGUUUAUCAUUUCGCUCUAUGGUAUAUAUUCCACCAGAAUUAACUAAUGCUAUGCCAAUUAGUAAAUCGGCAAGAGUUGGUCAACCUGCUGAUAUGUGGUCAUUAGGUCUAUUACUUUACCAAAUGACUACUGGUGAUACAGAAGGGCCACCUGAACCAGAGAAACUUGAAAAGAUGCAUUAUUCUCCAAAAAUGGUUGAUUUUACUAAACGUUUACUACAUACUGAUCCAAAACAACGAAUGACAGUUCAUCAAGCUUUGGAACAUCCAUGGAUAACAAGUAUGACAAGUACAAAAUAUGAUACAAUUGAACGAGAAGAAAAAGAGGAUCACUUCAAAUCUGUUUCUUCAUCAAGACAAUAUUCAUCAAAUCUAUCUAAGAAUUAUGAAUCACAAAUACAAGAUGAAAUUCUAGAAGAUGAUAUUGCUGAACGAAUAAAUAAACGUGCAUAUACAAGAUUAUUACGUUGGUUAGAUGCCAGUUAUAUAAAUGAAAAUGAUGAUAUUGAUACAAAUGAUAUAUCAACUAUUCGUAAAUUAUCAAGAGGUGGAUCUAUUCAUGAUUCAUAUCAUCGUUAUUAUUAUGAUUAUCAAACAUCAUCAUCUAAAGAAUCUGAAGAAAUUGUUGUACAUGCAAGAAUUACACCACGUGGUCAAGCACCAGAAAUAUUAACACCUAUGGGUUCAGUAAGUGCUCCAGAAGGUAGUACAACAAUGUUACGUUGUGCUGUUUAUUUACCGAAAAUAAAAAAAUCAUCACAUCUUACAGAUCAAUUGAGUGAUUUACAAAUUCGUUGGUCAUUAAAUGGUCGUGAAUUAAAUAUUGGUUGUCCAUUACCAUCAUUAAAAACUCCUACGACACAACAUUAUGUAUGUACAUAUGAUACUGAAACAGGUGAUAUUAAACUUCAUAUCAAUGAUGUUACAGUAUAUGAUGCUGGAACAUAUGAAGUUACUAUUAUUGGUCGAUAUGGUCAAGUAUCUGAUUCAGCAAAUUUGAAAGUAUAUGAAUCAACAACUCAACGUUCAAGUAUUAAUUCUGAUUUAUAUGUAACAAGUGAACUAGGUGCACGUAUUCUAUUACCAUUAGUUGAUAUGACAUGUACAACUGGUGGUAAGAUUCAAAUGAAAGCUAAAGUUUGUGGAAUACCAGUUCCUCGAUGUACAUGGUUACAUAAUGGUGUCCCAUUAACAGCUUCAUCACGUAGACGUUUCUAUCAAGAGGAUAUGAAUGGUACAUCAUCAUCAUCAGAAUUAAUGCUAAAACUUGAAAUAUCUGAAAUUACUACAGCUGAUGCUGGACUUUAUUCUUUAGUAGCUACUAAUAAAUAUGGAUCACAAACAUGUUCAGCUGUUAUUGAAGUAUUUGCUUCUCUUGAGGAUGGUUCAGAAGCACCACAUUUUCUUAAAGAAUUAACAAGUAUUACUGUUGUUGAAGGAAGUGCUGCUCGUUUUGAAACAUGUGCACGUGGUCAACCUGCACCAACUGUACGUUGGCUUAAAGAUGGUAAACCAUUAUUAACAGAUGGUAUACGUUUAUGUGUAUCACAAACAUCAACUGAAAGAUCUGGUACUAAUACAUCUAGUCAUACACUUUUAGUUAAAGAUGCUAUACCACGUGAUAGUGGAACAUAUACAUGUAUCGCAACAAGUUCAUCAGGUACUGCUAUCACUGAAGCAGCAUUACAUGUUCGUGGUUUAUUCGGUCGUGGAGGUCAUAUUGGCUCAGAUACAGUUAAUAGUGGUGGUAUUCGACAUCGUCAUCCUGAAUUCACUCGUCGUUUACGUAAUCAACAAGUUGAUUUUGGCAGUACUAUACGAUUAGCUGCAUCAGUAUUAGCUCAACCAUCAGCUACAGUGGUUUGGCAAAAAGAUGGUAUAGAAAUUUUAACCGAACCAUCGGAUGAUCCAAGAAUUACUGCUAAAAAUCAUAGCGGUCAUCUAGAAUUACGUAUUGAAAAUGUAUGUAAAGAUGAUUUAGGUCAAUAUACAGUGAUUGCAUAUAAUUCUGCUGGUGAAGCACGUUGUUCAUGCAUUUUACAAGGUACAACUAAAAUGGAAAUACAAGUGCCUAAAUUCACUAAAGAACUUCGAGAUUAUACAAUAUUAGAAGGUACUAAUUUAUGUUUAGAAACUAUAGCAAUCGGUGAACCAAUACCUGAAUUUAAAUGGGAAAAAGAUGGUUUUGAAAUUCUUCCUGAUGAAUAUGGUCCACCACGUAUUAUACCUGGAACAAAUGGUAGUGGUUUAGCUUAUUUACGCAUUCAGAAUGUUCGUAGUUCAGAUGCAGGUUUGUAUCGUUGCAUUGCAUAUAAUAGAUUUGGUCGUGAAAGAACAACUUGUAUUGUUCAUGUGGAAUCAAUUAAACAAAAAGGUAUACAUCGAUCAGAUAUGAUGAAUGGAUCAUUUACUUCGAAAAUAGACACAGAUUCUUCUUUAGCACUGUUAUCUGAGAAUGGUAUUAAAGCAUCACCAAGGGAUCAUUCAGAUUCACCCAAAUUAACUGGAUAUAUUAAUGUGUUACGUCCAUUGCCUAAGACUAUUGAAGUUGAAGAAGGCAGUCCCAUUGAACUAACAUGUCGUGUUGAUACAAAUUUACAUUACAUUCCUACAUGGAGUAAAUCAGGUCGAACUUUAACAUAUGAUGGUCGUAGAAGAAUUACUCGUAGUAAAGAUGGUGAACUUACAUUAGCUAUAGAUCAAGUAAUGUCAAAUGAUGAAGGAUCAUACACAUUGACAUUAGAAGCUUCUGAUGCAAAUGCACCAAAAAAUCUAGAACCAAUUAUACUUUCUACACGUGUACAAAUUAAAUCAAAACAAAAAUCACGUUAUGAUAUAGUUUCACGUGGAUCAUCUCGUGCUAAUUCUCGUGCAACAAGUAUUUCAAAUGGUCGAACUUCUAAAGAACCAUCAUAUCAAUUAUAAGCAAGGUAUAAAUGUUUACAAGACAAUAUAAAUUACAAUAACCAUGUAUUAAUAUAAGAUAUUUAUUUGUAUUUUUAGUCAUCUAAGAUAUUUUAACAUAUAUAAACCAUUUUAAUCUUGUUGCCAUGACAACAAUUUCUGUUAUUGAUAAUGAUCAUGAGAAUGACUAGAAUUCAACUGCUUCUAGAUUCAACGUUUUUUUUUUCAAAAUAAACAAUUGUAUGUAAUAUGACAAACAAUUAUGCAAUUAGAAAUCUUCAACAUUUCGAAAUUUUCGUAUUCACAUCUAUAUCAACUUUAUGAAGAUUAUGUACUUGUUUGUCUACAAUAUUAAUUUCUAUUAAAACUUGAUUAAACUUGAUGUAUGAAAAAUAAAAUAUUCGUUUCUUUUACUUUGUUUAAUAUAAAUCAAUUUUUUGUUGUUGUUGUUGUACACAUCCCCUUUAAGUAUUAACUAUUAUUAAUACUACUACUAGUACUACUAAUACUAAUACUACUCCUAUUACUACCAUUCUAUCUAAUUAACUCACUUAAUGAUAAGUCCAUUUAUUAGUUGAUAACAAUCUAUGUGUAAGAAUAUCCCUUUUUUUUGAGUAUAUCACAUUUCAUUAAAAAAAAAAUACCCUGAAUCCCCUCUUCCUCCUCCCCCCACCAAAAAAAUUUAUUUCAUUUAUCCUUUCAUAAUUUAUCAAUUUAGAUAAUAUUAUUUUAAAGAGAGAAAUGAAUGCAACUACCAAAACAAAAAAAAAAUAAGAAAAAGAAAAGGGAAAGAUUUUUGCAUUUCCAAUGAAAAACACAUUAUGAUUAGUUUUAUUUAUAACUAAGUAACUAUAACCAGAAUAUUGAUAAAGUUUAUCCAUGAAUUUGUUUGUUUAUUCUUCUUUCCUUUUUACCUUUUAUUUGGUAUUUAUUACACAUCCUUAUAUACUACUGAUUUAAAUUAUUUAAUUAACCAAUUAAUGAAAUGUUUAAAUAAAUCAUUCAUUG
Messenger RNA from Schistosoma spindalis, 52683 nucleotides. NCBI's taxonomy places the organism in Eukaryota, Metazoa, Platyhelminthes, Trematoda, Strigeidida, Schistosomatidae. The record is from the annotation of a GenBank genome assembly.